UGACGGUUUACACUACAUCUCCCAGAAUGCCGCGGGCGCGCACAGUCUAUGUGCAUGUAUGGCUGGCACAGGGCGAUGAUGAACUCUCUGGCGAGUCGCGGUCGCUGCUGGUGGCCCCUGCUGGGUAAAGGCUGCCGGGCGGGGACCCGCUGGAUGGGAAGCAGGCGGGAGGAGGCCAGGAACAAGCCCCUCAAGCAGUGGACUCUGAUUGUGAGCCCGCUGAGCAGCCUGAGGGUGGCCGUACCGUGCAACGUGAGUGUCAGACCCCAGGACCCCCUCACAUACCCCAACGCAGACCGGGUGUUCGUCAUGGUGAGCGGCAUAGACCGCAACGUGCACCGCGGGCUGGACCUGGACAACAUCCAAGUGAGAUACGAUGAGGAGUCCAGACAGGUGCUGAUCCAGUCCCAGGACAUUGACAGCCAGACCUGUGUAGAUAUCACCACCCCAAUGCGAUUUGGUUAGUACCCCACUGUUCAGAGCAUGCUGGGUAAAUACUGUGUGCCAGGGUCUGUGUGUCAGUCCUCACUCACUGUGUGCUCUGCCAGGGUCUGUAUGCCAUCCCUCACCCACUGUGUGCUCUGCCAGGGUCUGUGUGUCAGUCCUCACCCAUUGUGUGCUCUGCCAGGGUCUGUAUGCCAUCCUUCACCCACUGUGUGCUCUGCCAGGGUCUGUAUGCCAUCCUUCACCCACUGUGUGCUCUGCCAGGGUCUGUAUGCCAGUCCUCACCCUGUGUGCUCUGCCAGGGUCUGUAUGCCAGUUCUCACCCUGUGUGCUCUGCCAGGGUCUGUAUGCCAGUCCUCACCCUGUGUGCUCUGCCAGGGUCUGUAUGCCAGUCCUCAUCCUGUGUGCUCUGCCAGGGUCUGUAUGCCAGUCCUCAUCCUGUGUGCUCUGCCAGGGUCUGUAUGCCAGUCCUCACCCUGUGUGCUCUGCCAGGGUCUGUAUGCCAGUCCUCACCCUGUGUGCUCUGCCAGGGUCUGUAUGCCAGUCCUCACCCUGUGUGCUCUGCCAGGGUCUGUAUGCCAGCCCUCACCCUGUGUGCUCUGCCAGGGUCUGUAUGCCAGCCCUCACCCUGUGUGCUCUGCCAGGGUCUGUAUGCCAGCCCUCACCCUGUGUGCUCUGCCAGGGUCUGUAUGUCAGUCCUCAACCUUUGUGCUGUGCCAGGGUCUGUAUAUCUGUUCUGGGCUGUGUGCAAUCUGAGACACUGGCCAUACAUGCUCAGGUCCUUCUAUGGGAAGGAAGAAAUCAGUCCAAGUUGGCCAUGAAGCAUGUGUACACUGCAUUCACAACUUGGUAUAGGCUGCUUGAGGUUGGCAUUAUAACAACAUUAUCUCAGUGAAAAAAUGACUGUUUACUUUUACACUCCUAACGUGACGCUUAUCUAGUUAAUCCUUGAGGUGGACGACAGCCUAAAAUUAAACAAGUUAAGGUAACAUUGUAUUUUAAUAAUGACCGUAAAUAAUAAAAUACGCUAAAGUACACUUUUACCACAGUCUGUUUAAUUUAGAAUUUCUUCACUCAUGCACUGUUAAAAGCUUGCCAGACCUUGCAAACCCUCCUGUUUGUGAUUAAAGUUCAAAUUACAAAACAGGGGAUAAAACAUUCUAAAGUAAGUUAACAUCUCAUUGAAAAUAAAACCUUUUUUUUCCAUGCAGGCUGAGUUGUAUAAUAUUAAAUUUUGGGGGUUUACCUAUUACAUUGUGAGCAAAGUGUAGUUUAAUGCAUGUAAUGAUCUCCCUGCAUAUGGUAUAUCUGGCAUGGAGUUACCUUUCUGCAGUAGGGAGCCCUCAUAAUCUCCUUGCUAUAUGAUUAACCACUUCACUCCCUCAAUUAAGUAAAAACAUUGUACUUUAAUGAACUUUGAAGAAUAAAAUGAAGUCCAAAUAAAUUCACUCACCACAAUUUUACUCUAGAAAUGAUCUUUAGAUAAAAGAAUUCCUGUUCCAGAAAUUUCAUUGGAGCUUUAGUACUAACUGGAAACUGUCUUGACCUAUUUGUUGUUGACACCCCCCUUAAAACAAUAUAUUUUCUAAGCAGAGUUUCAUUACAUCCUAUAAACUGUAUAUGGUCUAUUAUCUAAACUUCAAGUUGUAGAAAAUUGAAAUAUAAAAAUUUAGGCUAAAGUAGCCAAGCUGUGACUAUUCCUGGAUAAUUAUCCACAUUAGAUGUUUUUGAACUUGUUACAAUCUAAAGUUUAGCAAAUAAUUCCAUAUGUAUUUGCCCUAAUAAAUUGGUGUUACAACUUUGCAACUAAGGGAUAUUAAUACAUUUAAUGCCAGUCUAAUUGCUUUACUUACAGAAGUACAUACGGCCAGUAAUACUUUUUUUUUUUUUUUCUCUCUUUCUUAAAAGUAGUAUUUCAUGUCACGCAAUCAGUUCAGUAGUCACCCUUCAAAACCUGUUUAACCACAUUGACCCAACAUUUUACUGCUCUAGGAUUUUUCUUUCUUUUGGGCUUCUCUGCUAAUUACCAUUAUCUCUCACUUCUAAUUACUAUUAUCAUCUAUCUCUGUUCAACCCAAUGUCAUAUUCCUUAACUCCAAUUUCAUUUGAUAUUUUCUCACCAAUCACUUGUGGAGUUUUUUUUUGUUUUUUUUAGGUGUAUAUUAGGUGUUUUAUGAAUCUGUGCUGCCCUAGGCAUGAUGGAACUCGGGCACCCCUAAUUAUCCCUCCGAAAGUGGAGACUAUUGAGAGCUUUGCGCUUGGAAUACAUGUUUGUAUUCCUAAUGCUAUAUAUAGUGUUCCUGUAAGUACAGCUUGCUUUUCUAUGUAACUAUCACUAUUAACAAACCUAAAUCCUAGAAAACCACAUCCUGGAAAGAAAUGUCCUUAUCUUUUGUUAGAUUUGCUAAACCUGAAAUUUGACGCAUACACUCUGACUGCCAUUGUUCAGCAGUAUAUAUUUAAGUUUGUACAUAAGCUUGUAGUAAUGUGCUUGAACAAUCACAAGUAUUCCUAAUUGUAGGAAUAAAUCCCUGUUUUUACAUGUUCCUCUUUCUCAACCCCCUAUUUAGAAUUAUAUAUGAAGCAUGAGUUUAAAGGGAAUGUUCAAAUGACAUUAUAUAUUGUAAAUUAUAUCAUAUAAGUAGUGCUGAGUGAUUCAUUUGAUCUGGUGCUUAGACUUAAUUUUGAUAAGAACAUUCAGGGAGGACUGAAACAGUGCUCACAGCAUGUUUUGCCCUCAGUGGGCUGGCUUAAAUGAUGGGCAGGCCAUUUGCCAGGUUGCCCAGCCCCCUUUUGUGGAGGGUUUGCCCCCUAUUGGGGUGGGGCUGGUGCCACCCCUUUUCCACAGAAAUCUAAUAUUUUCAGUGCAGUUACUACUGCAAGCUAUUCUGGGUGGGCAUAUGUAAAAGGGUUCAACAAAUAUCCAUCUUUUGCCUUGAUAUUCCACUUAAAACAUGUAUUUUGUAAAGUUUAUGUCUGCUGUAUACAACAGCCAAAUAACCACUCAUGGACAGCUUUUCGUUGUUGAUGCAACUUAUCAGCAUGAGGUUGGUUACUGGCUCUCUAUUGAGGCUUGGCGUUGUUUAUAUGUUCAAUCCCAAAAACUUUACACUUCAACUUUAAUGUAUUUGACAUACCUCAGGGGUUGACAAAUCUUAGGAGCCAGGUCACCAUGUUGACUAAGAAUUUUGUCCUGGCAUCUGGAUUUUUAAGCCCAUUCCCUCCAUCCCCGUGCAGUUCUCUUCGCGCCAGGAGGAAGUCAAGGGAACUGUAAUUACUUCCUCCCGACGCUGAAGCUGUGCAGUUUUUUCUUUUAAUUAGUCUACAUUAUUGUUGUUAUUGCUGUUAUUUUUAAAGAGCCUACAUUUUGCAUUCCUAAUAAGUGUACUAACAACCAAGACUAGUAAGACAAGGAAUAGAGGUUGUCCUACAUACAGUAUGUGCUCCUACAACAUUACUCACCCGUCACCAGUCACGCGGCUUGAGCAGAAUCGUAACGCUGUAACUGCACAUUGGUUCCCUUCUCUCCGUGUUUUUUCAUUGAGAUAUACCAUACCGUGGAUUGAAGGUGUGAUGCUGCCUUAAAAGCAUUAAAGCUUAAUUACUGAGCCAGUUUUCAUACACAGGCUCCUUUAAAUGGGAGUUUUCCAACUUCACCGCCAUCUGCACUAUGUUGUAUUUUUUUAUUUCUUUUACAUGUAUUACAAACCAAAGUUUAUUAUCAAUUCACGUGGGGUAAGUUUACCCCCUUAUACAUAUUUUUACAGCGCUCCACUUACAGGUGUAGGUUUUUCACUUACACCACCUUAUAGACUUUGGCCUUUUUUCGGUGUGGACAAGAAGGUAUUUCCACACAAGUGUUUUGCGCUGCUGUAAUUUAUAUUUAUCUCUUAUUUUAGCACCUUAUUGGACACACAUUCCUCCCAAAAGGAGGUAUAUUUCACUUGUUGCAUCUUGGGGCAAAGCUGUCACCAUAAACCCGGAAGAGCUGUAGAGGUGUGUUUCAUAGUUAAAGGGACACUAUAGUCACCAGAACAACUACAGCUUAUUGAAUUUGUUCUAGUGAGGCUUUUUGUUGUAAACAGUCUUUUCAGAGACAAUCCAGUGUUUACAUUACAGCCUAGUGAUAACUUCACUGACCACUCCUCAGAUGGCUGUUAGAGAUCCUUCCUGGGUCAUGGCUGCCUAAAAUACAUCCAAACAUUCAGUGUCUUCUCCUUCUGCAUGCAGACACUGAACUUUCCUCAUAGAGAUUCAUGGAUUCAAUUCAUCUCUGAGGAGAUGCUGAUUGGCCAGGGCUGUGUUUGAAUCGUGCUGGCUCUGCCCCUGAUCUGCCUCUUUGUCCGUCUCAGCCAAUCCUAUGGGGAUAAAAGUAUACAUCAAAUGGGAUACAGCUGGAUAUCUAAAACAAAAACUAACAAAUAGUGCAACACUGUUGGAGGAGGUUUGCAGUGCCCCCACUGUAUAUGGAACUCACAGACACUCCAGCCAAUCACACCCCGGGACCGAUGAUAUACCACCAAUUUUAAAAUAUCUAUUUUAUUCAAUGUAUUUGUUAUAAAUCAUUUUUUUACCUACCCGAUUCCUGGUUUGGAUCUAAAAGCACCAUUCUGACUGAGAAACCAAACUUCCCCUGGGGGGAAGGCAACCUUGAUGCGUUCUUUUCAUCUGGAGUCUGUGAGUUCCAUAUACAGUGGGGGCACUGCAAACCUCCUCCAACAGUGUUGCACUAUUAUUUGUUAUUUUUUGUUUUAAAUAGCCAGCUGUAUCCCAUUUUCUGUAUACUUUUAUGUGUGAGGUCACCAGUGAGGUCAAAUAGUUUUUUCCAUAUACUGUCCCUUUGGGGUGUAUUGGACACGCUUUUGUGUUUUAUAAUCCUAUGGGGAAGCAUUGUGGGUGGAUCAGGCUACCACUUCUGCUGAUGUCAGCAGGCAGUGGGCAGGUCUAAAGGAAACAGGGAAAAAGUAAGCGGCUCCAGACUUGAAUACAAGUAAGAUUUUACUAUAUUUAGGGUGGCAUGAGGGGACCAGGGUGGCUAGAUGGAAUACAUGUUUUUUAAUUUGUUUUAAAUACAUCUCAUAAUUUUUUCAUACCUCCAAUAAAAUAUUGAGCAAGUUGUAUUGUUAAAGGGACAUUAGUCACCAGAACAACUACAACUUAUUGUAGUUGGUCUGGCGAAUAUAGUCAGUCCCUGCAGGCUUUUUGCAGUGAACACUGUCUUUUUAGAGAAAAGGCAGUGUUUACAUUACAGUCCAGGUAUACCUCCAGUGGCCACUACUCCAACAGCUACUACAGGUGCUACCUGGGGUAGUGCUGUACAGUGUCUCCACCCUUUGCAUGAAGACACUGAACUUUCCUCAUAGAGAUGCAUUGAUCCAGUGCAUCUCUAUGUGGAGAUGCUGAUUGGCCAGGGCGGUGCUUGGCUCCUAUCCCGGCUCGCUUCCUGUGCUAAGAUCAUCAGAAUUGACAAUCUUAGCCAAUCCAAUGCUUUCCUAUAGAAAAGCAUUGUGAUUGUCUGAGGUCAUCACUUCUGAUGAUGUCAGCCCCAGAGGCAGAGCCAGCACCAGCAAACAGGAAUAAAGAUGAGAUUUUACCAUAUUUAGGGGGGCAAGGGGGAGGGGGGGGGGCAGGAGGGCUAGAUAGUGUAUUAAACACUACAGAGUCAGGAAUUUAUACAGAUACAGUGCCUAGGGACACUCUAGGCACUGUAUCUGCUUCAUUUCAUUAAACUGAUUAUAGUGUCCAGAGUUCCUAAGUUCCAUAAUUUCAUUCAACAUUAAACAUUUUUUCAUAUUUUUAUGUUUCAAAUCUAAACUAGAGUCCUCAGCAGCCCCUCCCCUCUGUGCUGUUUCGGCGAAUGAGGAAGUAUUAGCAUGAGCAGCAAUGGGCAGCUAUAAUUGGCUAAAAGUGUCAGCUGUCGCUUUUUAGCCUAUCAGAGCUCCAACUGACGGUAUGAAGGGUAUGACUACAUGGAAGUGUAUAAUCUUUGCCUUGGCCACAUCUCCAGAAGAGGCCAGACUGUGGGUGGCCUGGAUCCCUUACUUAGUGUUAAAGAGCUCUAAAAUGAUUUAACAUUUUAUGGAGAGACAGUGCCAGGGGACUCCAGGCAUCAUAACCAAUUCAAAGAGAUGAAAUGAUUAUAGUGAGUAUAGUGUCCCUUUAAGUAAUAAGUAUUUUAUGAAUGUGUGGUUAAUUUCCAAUUUCAUUCUAGAUGUGAACAUCAAGACAUCUGGUACUGGACAUGUAAAUGUCAAACAAAUAGAAUGUGACAGCUGCCAGGUAGAAACUGAAAGAGGAAACAGCAUUCUACAAUCUAUCAAGGUAAUGUUAUGUUAACAGCCUUUAAGCCUAAAUGUGAACUGCCCCUUUUAGAAUUGCAUAAUUUUAGACUGUAUUUUUAAGAUUGUGAUUCUAUUUAUUUAUAGGCUAUAGUAACCUUGCACUAGCCACUAUAUCGUAUUCUUAGAAGAAAACAUUAUGAAGAAAAAAAAUAAGAAGAAUGCACAUAGUCUGGGAAUAAAAUUGGAUGCACUUUUAAAGUGUCACUCUAAGCACCAUCACAACAUAUCCAGACCUAAACUGGCUAUUGGGGAGACUAAAUUACACAUGAAUUAGAUUUUUUAUUUUUUAUUUUACGCAUGGUUUUCUCCCUAAAUUAGAGGCAGUGCAACAAUGGGGAUAUCUCCUUCUCUUGCAAAAAAAAAUAGGCAAGCUGAACUGUAAACAACUUAAAAAGAAUAGACCCCUUCUCAUCCACCACCUUCUUACUAUGUAUCCAGCUGCCUGCCUGCCUUUGACAGGGUAGGCAGGUAGGACUCACGUUUUAUUUUUACAGGCGUGGUGAGGUGGCCAGGGAAGGCUCCAAUUGACUCUGAAGCAGCCACAUGCGGGCCAGGUGCCUUUGUUCCACGCUCUUAUUUCCGCCCAGUCUGUGCCGUGUUCCAGAAGUGCCGUUCGUGUGUGCAUGCUCAAUGCAAUCUCUGCACUUUGGUACCAAAUUCAAACAGGAAAUCCUUAUAAACUAUUUAAACCAAGUCACAACUACCUGGCAGUCAAAUGUUGUUCAGCUUUGUUGUAGCACUCACCAGCCUUCCAGCACACCCAGAGGCCUAACAAGGUAGGACUUUUUGCUUUUGUUUUAGGCCUGUUGUUCCCUGCGUAGUAUAGCUUAGCUAUUUUUAUUUAUUUAUUUUUUUCUCUCUAGUAUGUAUAAUCCUGAGAAACAUGUGGAAAAAGGAAAGUCCAAACAUCUUAUUUGUGCAUCCUGGAAAAAGUCUAUGCCUGAUGGUUAUAAAAAGAAAUUCUAAGAAAGCGUAGUAUCUAAGAAAGCUGAGUUUUCUGUCUUGGUUCCAGUCCAGUCUCCAGCAAACGUUUUGUGAGAUAAGGGAAGCAGCUCAGUUCUCUGCCACUUAAUGGAAUGCAAGACCCUCACAGAAAAAUAAGGAAGGUAAACGGGAAAAGUUUUCCAACUCAGUCCAAAUUCCUCAGGUAGUUCACCUUCUGAAGAUUUGAAUGCCUCAUCUGAUAUGGAUUUUGCCUUUUCUGAUGCGUUCUUACAUAAACUCAUGUGACGGUAGUCCACAUCACUUUGAACUUCAGAACUUAUGUUUUAGUCACCCUGUGCCCAUUAUAGGUGCAGGGUGUGUGUAAAAUAUUUAGUGUUAAAUAUUUUGUCUGCUCUCCUGUACUGCUGAGGAUUGCUACCAGCUAGAUUUGGCUAUGGUGCCUGUGUAGCGCCCUCUGUUGGCAGCAAUUUGCACUACCUGAAUAGCAAGGCUGGUUAGUUUGCAUAUUCAGGUAGAUUUUCAUAUUGCUGUAUCUGCAGGAAGGAGAUGUUUUGUGUUUAUUAUUGUCUUCCACACCUAUAUAAAUGUUAUUAGGUUAUUAUAAUUCCCUGUAUGUUUUCUGAUAUAUUUUGGUUAUUUGUGUUUUACGUAAGUUUGUCACAGCAAGCUUUGUGUAAGGAACGUAUGGCUAGUCCCAAGUAGAAUAAAGUAUUGCAUUUUUUUUCCUUUUCGAACUUGUCCUGUGUGGCUACAUGAUCCCUCUAGCCCUGAGAUAAAUCAAGAGAGGUAGGCCUGGGAGUCGCAGUUGCUUUUGUAAAGGCAAUACCUAUAAUCACUGUAAGAUAUAAUCACCUGCCUGGAAGGAACGCUGCGGUGGAAUAGGCAGAUGGGACAAUAUCUGCCUGGAAGGAGAGCUGUAGCCUGGUCGGGUAGAAAAGUUCUAGAAGGACCCAGUCAAGCUGUGGUGACUGGGGCAGAAGCGCUUCAGGUGUCCCGGUUCCAGCUAGGGAGCGAGCUUGACGGAGGUACCCAGCUGGGGCACCGUGAGCUUCGUCACAUUUGGUGGCAGCGGUGGGAUGGUCCCUUUCCCUGGAACCGGAGUGGAGCCUGCAGCGAUAUGAGGGAUUGGAGCGCUCAACCCUCAAGGACCUUUUGGAAGUACGAGGGAGACCAGCCAACAACAAGUCCAAAGCAGUACUGCGAGCGGAACUAAUGGAGCUUGAUAAUGCAAGCUCAUCUUCAUCGACGCCCUCUUUAUCUUCAUCCAAGGAGGAGACUCGCCUGCGGGAGGUGAAAGCUUGACUAGCCCUAAUGAGCCCCAACUCCUUGCCGGAGAUCGUUUUUCAAGUUAUUUCCAGCGUGGAUGCAGCCAUACAGGCAAGGUGGGCUCACAAGUUGAAGCAAGUGAAAGUACAGUGACCGGUACCUUGGCCGAGGUAUCCUAUCCAGCAGCACCAGAAAAACAGAAAAUACCCUUUGCUGCUUUUAAAACAUUUUACGUGACUGAAGAGGAGAUUGAGCGACAGUGCAGCCUACAUCAGGCACCCCUUUACAACUGGGUACCCAUCUUAGCUGGCAAGCUAUUCAGGAAAGCAGCAGAGGCGUUCUGGGCCGUACCCGACGAGGAAGCAGAGCUGCAGAGAAAUGGGCAGAGGGGACAAUACCUGCCUGGAAGGAGAGCUGCAGUUCCAGAAGGACCCCCGGCAAGUUGCGGCGACUGGAGCAGAAGCACUUCAGGAUUACUGGUUCCAGCUAGGGAGCGAGCUUGGUAGAGGUACCCAUCUGGUGUACAGAGAGCUACGUUACACCAUUAAAGAAGUUUCUUUGUGUAUGGAUGAUAAUGUAGCUUCAAGCAAACUUAAGGUCAUGCUUAGAAAGUGGAGAUUUCCCUCCAACAAUAAGAAAUUAUCUUAUGAAGAUCUUCUGAAAGUCAAUGUACCUAUUGUGCAGCUAUGUAAUAAGACCUUCCUGCCUAUUGGAAACUCAAGUGGGUUGCAGGAUGCCAUGGGCAAGAGAGAGGUCUCUGCAUCCAAACACUCCUUAUGUGAUAUGCCAUUCGAACAAGUGAAACAGUUUGUUUUUCAACUGGAUGAUCUUCUAAAACAAAUGGCAGAAAAGAAAAAAGCACUUCCAGAAGAGAGAAAUUAUUUUUGUAACAAGAGAUUCUUCAAUAAAAGUAGAUCCUCUUACAGAGCUUCAUUUUGUAGGACCAAUUCACACAGCACUUUGAUUACGAGAACGAAUACAAAGGCAAGUUUGUGUAAAAAAAAAAAAAAAAAAGGUGUAAGAUGUGGCAGACUAGCUGGUACCCACCCCAACUAGGUACCUCCGCCAAACACGCUUCCUAGUUAUGACCGGGACACCAUAAGCAAUUCUAGCCGCAGCUUGGCUGGGAUCUCGCCGCCUCUUCCCACCCCGGAUCUGAGUCCUGGAUCCAGCUCCCAGUGGUUAGAGCUCUCCUCCAAAGAGUAUAGCUGUAUAGCAGUAAAUUAGAGCAUGUAUAGCAUUCCCCCCCCCCCCUCCCCCCCACACACACACACAUUAGCCGAGACUUAGUGCUGGGAGUAGAUCUGAUUAAUGCAGGCAAGCACUCACAAUUUAUACACACUUUUAAACCCCCAACAGCCUCAUUUACAUACAAUAGGGUACAUAGAGCACUAUAGUACAAGGAAGGGUGGGGUCAGACAAUAGCAAGGGCUGAUGGGAGAUUGUGGAGGGACAAAGCAUCUAGUUUAAAUGUGUCUGGCAGUGUUCCUGAGACAAUGCCCUGUCAGGAAUUGUACAAACUCAAUAAUCUCCAGGUACAGAAAAACAUAUAAUUUCACAACACCCCAAAAGUACCCCCCAAAAUCCAUUGAAACACCACAAGGCACAUCCCCGGAUAGCCCUGAUCUGAGUGACCAUCAUAUCCAAAAAUCAGAUCGGUUCAGUGGUUCGGAUUUUCCAUAGAAGUCAACUUUUGACGACCGCACACAUGGCUUCUGCCCAAAAUAGUUCAAUAAGAAAAGGGGUAGCAGUCAGUCAGUCAAUUUCGAGAGUCCAAAACUGAACAAAAUACCAAACCGAUCUUCUGGCUCCUAAGUAGCGAUUGUUCGACUAGUUCAUGUGAACAAUCCUACCUAAUGUCACUCCCCUGAUUCGCGAGUUAGUGUCUGAUUUUACACCACUGCCUGCAUUUGUGCAAACAAAAUGGCUGCCAACUCAGUUCCCACGUGUUCGUGCAUACGAACGGCGGCCACCCAGUCAAACACUUAGAAUCCAUGAUGAUUGAGGUGUCAGGAGAGGUCAGUAGGGGUUAACAAGCACAGAGGUGGUCCGCAGUUCGUGGGUUUGUCCGGUUCAUGAACAAUACAGGGAAACCACACAAACAGUCUUUUAACAGGUCUUUUACAUGGCCCAUAGUCCUUGGGCAGGAAGCUAGCCAGCAGGCUCCUCCAGGAGCUCAUGGCAGAGACAUCUAUGCCACAGAAGACUACUAUAGUAUUUAGAAAAAUGAAGCGAUAUAACCAACAAAUGCAUCCUUUUUGUUAUAAGAAAAGGUUAUCACAUAGAAUUCAAAAGACCUCCUCAAAGUGAGUUAAUUUGUUCCAAGGUUCAAUCUCCCAUCACGUCAGAAAAUCUCCAUCUAGAAGUUCCAAAUCUGGUCCAGAAAAGAGUUACAGUAGAACCUCAGUCUACUACUUUUCUUGGUCAAGAAACCAGAUGGCUCAUUCAGAUCAAUUUUAGAUCUCAAAGUCAAUCUCACAUUACAAAGAAUAUCAUCAAAGAAGCGGAUUAGUUGAGUUAUUUGGAUCUAAAUUAUGUCUAUCUGCAUAUUCUAGUUGCAAAGAAGUAGACCAAUUUUAAGGUUUUGUGUUUCAGUAAAAGGUAAGCUUGUCCAUUACCAGUUCAGAAGUCUCCCCUUUGGUCUUUCCUCAGCUCUACGAGUAUUCAGAAACGUUCUAGUGGUUAUAGCUGCAGCAUUAGGAAAUAGUGGUCUUCAUAUUGUCCCUUACCUAAGCGACUGGCUGUCGAAGGUACCCGGCAACAAAACCUCUUCAGGAUAUUCAAACCGCAGAAUUGGUUCCCACAAGAAGAAUUCAGUUUCUUUGACGAAUAAUAGAUUCCUCUUUUGUGGAGAUUUUUUUUCCAAUGGAGAAAAAAAAGAUAAGGGUGGUAUUGUAUUCUCUAAUGAAAAAAGCAAUCUUUACUAUAAGAGAGGCAAUGAAUGUCCUGGGUAUUUUUACAGCAGCCUUUGCAUCAGUCAGCUGGGUGAAGGAAAGAAUGAGACCAUUACAGAGAUAUAUCCUGGGAACACAGAGAAGAGCUCAGUCUUCCCUAGAUAACCUUGUGAAAAUUUGGCUGGACACAAUAACCAGUUUCAGUUGGUUGGAACAUUCAAAGUAACUUUUCAGAUUUUUAUUUUUAUUUUUUUUCUUUCACGUUAAUAGAAAACAUCCUUGAUACAAAUGACGCUGCGGCAGUUGACUGGGGAGCAUGCGUGGGAAACCUGUCUGCAAAAGACCAAUGGACAACUCGAGACUCCAGAGAACUGAAAUCAGUCUGGAUGUCUCUUAAGUUUCAAACCCCUCCUUCUGCAUUAACAUGUUCAGAAUUACUCAGCCAAUGCAACUACAGUGGCCUACAUCAUCAAGCAUGGAGGGACCAGUUCCUCUACUCUGGGAAAACCUGUGCGCAAAGAUAAUGUUGUGAGCAGAGAUGCAUAUUCCAUCUUUGAUGGCAGUCCACAUCAAAGGGAAUGUCAACUUCCUGGCAGAUGCUUUAAGCAGGAAUUAUAUAAAACUGGGAAAUGGGUCACUCACAUCUCCCACACGUCUAUGGAAGUAGUUCAUCUAUUCAGCGAACCAGAGAGAGACCGUAUGGCUUCAAGAAUCAACAACAAAGUCAAGAAAUUUGCUUCAUUCAAUAGUUCAUGCUAUCGAGACUUCAUAGAUACCCUAUUGAUUCCUUGGGAUUUUAGUCUGGCAUAUGUCUUUCCACCAAUUCUGUUGAUUCCAAGAAUUCUACAGAAGAUAAUGCCAACACUUUUGCCUUGUCCGGGAUUAAUACCAUUCUGGUCCAGGAGAAGUUUUUAAAAAAAACAUUUUUUUCCACUCCUCAUAAACCUAUCCUACAGAACAUUCUGGCACCUUCCCUUGUCAAAACACGUCUUGAAAUAUCGCCAAGUGGAACUACAGACACUGAAAAGCUUCAAGCUCACAGCAUGGUGCCUGUACAGCAGGUUUUGAGUUCUAAAGGCUUAAGUUCGAAGUCAUAAAUACUCUGACAUUUUUCACCUGGUGCUUGGCUGUUCAAGUAAAUUCACUUAUAGCUCCUUUUCCAUAUAUCCUAAGGUUUUUACAACUUGAAUAUGCAAAAGGCCUACAUCCAGCAUGUCGCUAGCAUUUUUUUAUUCAAUUGUUGGCUUUGAAUUUUCUGGUGUAUUCUAAAGGGCAGUCUCCAACUUUCUUCCUACGAAUUGUGAACUAACCCCUCCUAGUAAUCUAAAUCUAGUGAUGUGAGCCCUCUGCAAACCUCUAUUUGAACCUUUUACAGGAGUAUAAAUUAAAAAUGUUAACCUGGAAGAUGGUGUAUUCCUGAUUACUAUUACAUCAGCUAAGCAUCUAUGGGAACUUCAAGCUCUUUCUGCUCAUCCUCCUUAUCUUACGUUCCAUGUAGAUAAGGAGGUGGUAAAGCCCAGGACAUACUUGAAAACGAGAGAAAUCUCAAUGUAUCUUUCCUGGUAAAAUAUUUUAUAAAUAAAUAAUAAAUAAAAAGCUACACCCUUCCUUUCUUCCUCAGCUGGCCUCAGUGAACCACAUUAAUCAAGAAAUAAUCUUGCCUACUGUCAGCUGUUGUGUACUCACCUUGGUGGUCCGCCGGUCAAAUGUUCCUAUGAUCCAGCGGACCGUCGCUCCCAUGCUGCCUGCUGUCUCAGACAGCCUCCCGGACGCUGUAGGCCCGCCACCUUUUAUGACACAGCGCACACAAGAUGACGUCAAAACACUAGACUUCAACAUACACUCCCAUUUUAGGGUGGGCGCCAAACCAUGCCCCCAAACAUAUAAAACCUACUUUUUCCAAAGGCACAGUGCCAGUGUUGUGGUUCCUAGUUUUACUAGUGUCCCAAGUGUCCGCGUUCUUUUGUCAGUUUUGUGUAUUUUGGUAUUGACCCGGCUUGCUCUCGACUACUGUUUUCUCCACUGACUCUUCUUUGUCUCUGGUAAUUGUGUAUUUCUGGCUUUCCUUGACCUUGGCUUGUUCUGACGUUUUUUGUCCUCUACCAGGGUCACAAAAGCGAAUUAAUGGCCUUCAAAGUAUCCUUGACCAGGUGGAUCAGAGAAGCUAUAUCCCUGGCUUACAAAUAAUUUGGAUUGUCUCUUCCACUUCAUAUUAAAGCCUUGGAAGAUACUGUAAUUGGCUGCAAGGUGCUUCAAGCUGUUGUAAAGUGAAGUUUAUCCUGCCUUAAAGAUUACUUGUUCGUCCUUAUAGUUGCACUGUCUCUAAUCUGGAGGGAAAGACAGAUUUUUUUUUAUUUUUUUUAACCCGUAAAUGUAUUUUUCUUACAGAUUUGACAGUGUACAUCUAAUUCCCUCCCGUGUUUAGUUUAAUAAAAUAUUUUUUUUGCUUGAGUUUGGCUUGUGUACUUUCUGGGGGCCAUAAUGGUGCCUUUUAUCGUAAGAAGGUAGAGGAUGAAGAGGGGCUUAAUCUUUAAGUUGUUUUUAGUCUGCCUGUCUAUUUUAAUGAAAGAGAAGGGGAUAUCCCCAUUGUUGCGCUACUUCUAAUCUUAAGGAAUAUUAAAUUUACAGUAAGUAAAAAUGUUGUAAUUUCACAUGUGGGCUGCAAGGGGUUUGUUAACUGAGCCACUACGCAGGGACUGACUUCUUGCUGUUAUGCCAUAACUGUUGUCUAUAAUCUUGAAGUGUUGGUGGAGUGGGGUUUAAUUGUCAUAAAAUUAUUAUAUAUUUGAAAUCUACAAAGCACUUGUAAAAAAUAAAUAACAGGGUGGGACCUGACUGCCUUGCUGUGUAAAGCUGUUCAUUGGAGCUCCUCUGAACUUUACAUAAAUAUCCUGAUGUAAAGCUCCUAAAUAGCUGAUUUUCAGACCGAGGCAGAGUUGCUUGCCAUGGUAUUGGGCCAUCAGAAACCCAUGUACCACUCCCCUUUGGACCGGUGGAGACAAUCCCGGUCUUCACCAACUUGCUGAAAGCCUUAAUUGAGUACUUGGGCUUGAAUCGUGCUGCUACCUUCUCCAUGAUGCAAAAUGGCAGCACUACCUCGAAGAGCAGACCGGGAGAAACUGAGCAAUUUGCAGUUGCCUCUGGCAUACUGGAAUAGGGAAUAUGCGACGCUGGACCCAUGACUUGAAAGCGCCGGUGGGGUGAGACCCUAGUAGGGUUUGGUCCCUACUGAUCAACCUUGCGGGGCUUCAAACUGAUGCCUAACCCUAUUGAUAGAACUAACUGAAAGUUGGUUCUUCCCGUGUAGCUUGGGAGUUGACUGACCAGCCAUGAUGAAAACUAGUGUUCAUGCCUGCAUAUUUCCAGCCAGAAGGCAGUAUAAGGCUUAGUCAACCAUUAUUUGAUAGCAACUUUUACCUUUUAUGUGGUGAAAUCUCUGAAGGUUAAAUGUUAUACAUGCAGGAAAUUGUUAAUCACUUUAUUUCAGUUGCAAUCGGUGGUCAAAUAAUAGUUACUCAAAUUUUGCUUAUGAUUAAUGCUACUUUCUUUAUUGCUGAUUAUAUCAGUAUUAAAGGGAUACAAACAUGUAUUCCUGACACUUUAGUUCUAAAUGCGUCAUUAAGGUCACCGCCCCCCGCCCUUGACAAUGUUAAAAAGGUGAAAAACUCUUCUUAUUUCCACCUUAUCAUAUCAAUAAAUAAUAUAAAUUACAAAAUAAAUAACAUUAUAUAUAUAAUAUAUACAUAUUAUGUUAUGAAUAGUGCAGAUAACAUUAAAACCUCUUUGUGUAUUGUCAAUGCAGCUAAUAAUUUUAUUUAAAGUUAAGCGUACUAUAAGUUGUCUUCCUACUUCUUAGAGAUUUGCAUUGCAGUGAGUUUGCUUUAAUCUAUCUGCCCCAAAAUGCUUAUUUUGCUUUAGUAUUGUGACAUUCCGUAUUGCCCCUGAAAGCCGUAUUUGUAGUUUUUACUUCUCUUCCAAAGACCGGUAUAGACUGUGAAUAAAAUCUAAAAAUAAAAUUGGAUUAUCACCUUUUUUUUUCUAUUCUAUUUUGAUUAUGCUUUUAUGCUCAUUUUGCAUGUUUUUUAUUUUUUUAAUAUUAAAAAAAAAGGGAAAAAAACUAAAUUUGGUCUCUCGUUGGGAAAACAUGGUACAUUUUUGAAUUGUUUGAGAACAUUAAAUAUGGUGCUUAUUUAGCUACUUGUUUCAUUGUAAAUCUGUUUUUUUUUUACAUUAUUCAUCACUAGUGUGUGUUACCAUUGUAGGGUCACAACAUCCACGUACAUACUAAAGGAGGCAAAGUGAUAUGCCUGGGAACGGUUCAUGGAAAUGUGGAUAUUCAAGCUUCAUCUCACAGUGUAAGCAAGAAAGGAAGAUACCGUCACUUGAGGUCAAUUGUAAUUUUGCUUUCAGCUACUAAGUCUCCAUUAUCCAGGAAAUGUUAUUUGUAGCCUCUAUAUAAUUAUUGAUUGUUUGGACUCGGCUUCAAAAUUGAGUGUUCCAAUUCUUCCUUUAUUAUAAAGGACUCCAGUUGACUCAAAUUCAAUAAUAAAAGCAUGUCAGGUUGCUCAUUGGGCAGUGGGGGGGUAACCCCUAGAACUUAACAUAAAUUUAAAAAAAAUAAAGGACCAAGGGGAGACUCAGAGGGUGAGACAGUUUAACCCUCAAGAGUCUGCCCUCUAAUGUAAGAGGAGCAACCCCAAAAAUAAGGUAGUAUAGGUUAAAAUAUAACUUUUAAUAGGUAUAUUAAAAUCCAGUAAUAACCAAUCCUAAUAGGUUCUAGCUUACAUAAAAAACAGGGACCUGAGCAUAAGUGUUGCAUAUGAAGAAAAGAGGAAAGCAGGGAAAAAGAAAGGGCAGGGUAAAUGAAUGUGACUGCAAUCGGCAGGUAACGGGUUAACAGAGGGAGGUAAGGAAUAGACCCUAACAUGCCUUCGAGGGCACCCCUUAAAAAAAUCUCCUAAUAGAUAGUAGUUUACCAAAACAGCUCCUAAAUACCAAGUAGAUAAAUAAACCCUAAUCCCACAUGUCCACCUGCAACACAAAGUACAAAGAAAUACAGUAAAAAAAAAUAUAAUGAUCAAUCUGGUGUCAAAAUCUUAGCGUGGUUGCUUUGUCCUAAGUAGAAGUAGUAGCUGCAACAUCUACCCUAAUAAUAUGCCUAUCCACGACUAACAAAGUCCCAACGCGCUUUUCACCAAGUGCUGGUUCUUCCAGGGGAAACAAAUCUGAAACUACCGGACGUUUAAAUAUCCCGCCCUUGGCAGGGAUUGGGUGCUGAUUGUAACCAAUCCGUACAAGGGACUGGGAUUGCGUCACUAAAAUCUAAAAGACCUCUCAAUUGCUGAUAAAUUAAUGAAAUGUAGCUAAAAUAAAAUAGUGAAAUAAGUUAUACUAACGCGAUCUCCAAAAAGGAUAGCGAUCAAAAGAAAAAGAAAAAAUGCCCGUGUAUGUUUUCUAAAUAACACAAGGUAGAGAUUAGUCCCUCUGUCGGUAAUAAUUAGCUUAUAUGUGAAUAGACCAUUAUGGGUAUAAAUAGACAAUCAAAAAUAAAAAUGAUGAAGAAAAUAACGUAAAUGAAUGUCAUAUGAAUAUGAUUGCAGUAUAGGAGCAUAAGGUGCUCCUUCAAUAUUGUAUAAUUAUUGAUAUAGUCUGGAGGGUAGAUCGAAAACCCAGAGAGCACAAUAGUAUGAUAAACAUAUACAUCCUGUCAAGAAUCCUCAUUGAAUACAUGGCCAAAUAACACGGGUGUCUGGCAAUAAUGUAUCAAUGGGAAAGUUGUAGUGUCUCCAUAUAGUGGUUACAAAAUUGCACGUAGUACCACCGAGCAAAGUGUGCUAACUAUCAGUUAUUUUACCAUAGGGAGUCCGAUUAGGGUAGUGUGAGGCAAAUAUCAAACUGUCAUAUUAUGUAAAUAUAUUUUAAAGCACUUAAUUCCCACGUAUUAAAACAAUAAAUUUAAGUUACUAUAAGGUCUCCAAUUAGCUAGGAACCAGGAACUGCACUAACUGAAGUAAUAAACGCAAAAAUUCGUCAGGUUAAAUGGUCAUAGUCCGGGGAAUUAGUAGAAAAAAUCCCAGAUCGGGGGAAAUGGGAUGGGGAAGGACAUAGGAGCCCCUAGUGGUUAAAAGAGAGUAAUGCUAAGUGAAGAAAAGGGAUACAUGUGUAUAUUUCAGACCAGUACUGAUUUACCAAUAUCCAUAGUAAGGUAAUUAGCUAGCCAUCAAAAGUGCUUGUUGUUAUUGAGCUGGUAUCGUGCUGGGGUUCUAUGUUAUAAUGUCAAGCAGAGGUUCUAUAGUACUAGGAAUAAAAAUUAGAUGAAUAAAUGAAUAGAUUUUCUUUGAAUGGAUGCUUUCCUCUUUUCUUCAUAUGCAACACUUAUGCUCAGGUCCCUGUUUUUAUGCAAGCUAACACCUAUUAGGAUUGGUUAUUACUGGAUUUUAAUAUACCUAUUAAAAGUUAUAUUUUAACCUAUACUGCCUUAUUUUUUGGGUUGCUCCUCUUACACUAGAGGGCAGACUCUUUAGGGAUAAACUGUCUCACCCUCUGAGUCUCCUUUAUUAUUUUUAUUAUUUUUUAUUUUAACUCCAGUUGACUCUUUCAACUUUAGGCUUUGAUUUAGUGGUUAUGUUGCUUGGGGUAGUCCUUAUAAAUACAUGAGAUUAUGAAAUAAUGAAUUAUCUGUUCACAUUGACUUACCUGUAUUAGGCCUUUAUUUUUCUUCCCACAGCAACUGUCUAGGCCAACAACAAAAAAUUCAAUAAAAUGUGAAUUGUCAGGAUAGUGAGCAUGAAUUUCAAAGUUUAGGCUAAAAUAACUGAAUUGAAAACACAGCUGAUCAGGAGAAUUUUUCCACUUUAAAAUUUUGGCAUAUGGACUGAUCGCAUUUGACAGGUCUAAAAUUGUGAGAGGGAACAGGAGGGUAGGUCCAACUUUGUUUUCCUGGCACUAUAGUUUCCCUUUAAUUUCAUGUGACAUAUACAUAGAUAAAUUCUCAUUUAUAAUGGGGAAAAAAACUAAACUAUUUUAUAAAAUGUCUUUGUCAAUAAGAAUUAAUGUACAUAAUUAGUGCAGCUUAAGAAUAGCAAUACAACAAUUUAUAUAGUUGUCAUGAUUUACAGAGUAUAUUAUAAGUCUAAGAUUUUGGUUUAUUUUUGGUAGUUACAGCAGGGAUGUGUCUACCGCGAGGCAAACAAGGCAUUUGCCUUGGGCAGCAAUUUCCAGGGGGCGGAACAAAACACUGCUCCCAAAUUCUCAGGCAGAUACCUUGUUUGUUUUUAUGGGAGCCCAAGUGCUGGCCGGCUGGCCACCUUUGGGCUCCCCCGAGGCAGACGGGCGGUUGUUUCCUGGACGGGCAUUUCCCGGAAGGGCAGCCACACUAAGCUGUCAGCAAGGGAGCACUUUCCUCUGAGCUCUCUCUGCUCAGCUCCCUUGUGCCACCCACAGUAAUGCUGGGAGCUGGAAUAUGACGUCAUAUUCCGGCUCCCGGCAUCACUCUGCGGCGCGCGAGAGAGCUGAGCAGAGAGAGCCCAGGGGAAAGUGCUCCCUCGCUGACGGCUUAGUGUGGCUGCACGCCCGCCCGGGAAACAACCGCCCGCCUGCACAUCCGGCCGCCUCCCUGCCCAGCAGCCCCACUGGACCCCAGGUGAAAAAUCCACCCAGCUAUCCCAAAAGUAGGGAGGCUGGGUGGAUAUCAAUUUAAAAAAAAAAAUAAUAAUAAUAAUUGUGAGUGGGGGAAGUGUGUGUGUGUGUGUUUCGGUCAGUCAGUGUGUAUGUGUUGGUCAGUCAGUGCGUGCGUUUGUCAGUGUGUGUCCGAGUAAUAGUGUAUGUCUGUCUAUCAGUGUCAAAUUAGUGAGUGUAUGUCAUUGUUUGAUAGUGUAAAUGAGAGUGUGUGUCUGUCAGUGAGUGUAUGCAUUUAUCAGUGAGAGUGUGCGUCUGUAAGUGAGUGAGCGCCUGUCAGUCAAAGUGUGGCCUUGACAGGAAGGGGUGGGGAAAAUUUAAAUUAGGGCGGUGCCCGAGCACCAUCCUGCCUAGGGCAGCACAAAUCCUAAAUACACCACUGAGUUACAGGUCACAAAAUACAAGGAGUAAAAUAAAAUAUACAUUUGGGGUGAUUUUAGAAUUUAUAUGUUUUGUCUUUUUAAGCGUAAUAGCUGUCACAGAGAACUAAUUGCUACACAAAUAUAUAUAUAUAUAUAUUUAUAUAAGGCAGACAUCACAGGCUAUUUACAAAAGGGUAUUCUGACACUUUGUACGUAGGCAUUUAACAGACAAACUGCUAAAUAUUGUUGUUUCUGAUUUUUAACAUACCUUUUUUGUGUGUGUGUGUGUGUGUGUGUGUGUAUUUUUUAAACCUGGUCAGUACUACUUCUGUAGUAAACACCAUGUUGUGUUCAUCUAUACCGUCUGAGUACAACUAUACCCCCAAUGACUAACUUUGGCACUAUCCUGUGAUGUUACAGUGCCUUAUAAGAGACCUGACCAUUUCAGUUUUUACAAUUAGAACUUGGGAGAUCGAUUUGAUUGGCUUAUGGAAUAGACACUCCUGGGUAUCUUAUAUGGUGUAUAUAGUGGAUAUAUAUAUUUUUUUUAAUUACAUUUUUGCUGCCCAUUUUUCAAUUCUGAUAUGUGUCAUUGUGAUCAAACUCUCCAAAUUACGCUCAUAAAACAAUUUAAAAAAAUAAAUCUUUAUUUUUGUUGUGCACGAAAUUUACAAUGGUUCUUGUAUCUCCACAACAGCAGUUACAAGCGCGUCAAAGCACAUAACAUUACAAGUAGCAUAAAAUACACAGAUGCUGUCUAAAAUAUUACGUCUUGUGGCAAUAUGUUGGCACAACACUUUUUUGUAAUUAAGGGAAACUAAGUCUUGGCAUGACAAUUCCUAUCAGGCUUUCAGAUUUAUGGGAACCAAGGUUUAUAUCAAACAUUUUGCCUGUGAGGCAGCUAUAACAUGGCAGGCUGAAUUUAAGAUUAGGUAAAUUCAGGCUAGACCGGCAUGACACUUGCAAGUAAAUGAAAACACCUAGACAUAGGGAUAAGAUUGUAAUGCUGCAUAACAUGUUAAACUGGCAAGUAGUUGUUACCCAGCUACUCAUCUAGAAUGAAGCAUAGGCUAGGGUACAUUAUAGGUUGCUCAGGGAUUGAUUAAAAUGUAAACUGAAAUUUGUAUAACAUAGUACCCCAUGUGCAUCCAAGCUUUUUUAUGUGGUUAACCCUACCCCUACGCUCGUCAUUAGAGUCCCACAGCUUGACCAAGUCCCAUCUAUUUGCUGUUUGCCACGCCGCUGUCCCCAGGCCUCCAACAGACCCGAAGUGUGUUUCCCACUGCUCUGGUUAAACCAGGUACUGUAGGCAAUGACCCGCCUCUCCGGGGGUGUGGGACAGGCACCGGGGUUAUUCCCCUCAAGGCCCCCAGGCCUGAGAGUGCAGCAGCAUGUGCCUGACAGCCCGAGAUGAAGUUUUGCAGUGGGUGGUCUGGACAUCCUCCCCUGGGAUUUCUCAUGCCUGUGCGUGUGGGCUUUUCUCACGGAUCUAUGCCUCGCAUGAGGACGGUCAUCUGCUGAGGUGCUCUGACUCUGCGGCCCAAACGAACGUGGUAUGGAAAGCAGGCUCUCAUUGUCGGUCCGCGGUGCUUGCUUCGUUGUAUCCCACAGCUUGUAGGGCUGUCGGCGGCCAUCCUCCCCUAGUCAACACCGCUUUUGGAGUGUGUAACACCCGCUAUCGAGGGCACCAGUUCGUACUGCGGACAGGUGCUUCCGCCUGUCGAGCAGGGUGUUUGCUCUGUUAGGUGUAAAGCACAACCCGAUGUCAGAAGUGAGUUCAUUGCUUGUACCAGGAAAUCCCUCACCGGCAAGGGGUGUGUACCAGGUGAUCAGUGGUUGUUGCAGGCUCCGGUUUGAGGGAACAGUAGGCACAGAGAUCGGCCGCCUCUCUUGCGCCCACGCCGCCACCACCACCUGGGCCGCAAAGUAGUCCAGCCGCCACAACUGACUCUCUACUUUCUGUGGUUCCUAGUUUUGUGCUCCCAUGGGAGCGCUGAGGCUUUUGGCAAGUGAUAAGCCCGGGCAGCUCCCCAGAUUUACAUGAUUAAAGGCUUAAAGUCCGGGUUGAUGGUGGUCAGGCUCCGCCCCUGCUCAUGAAACUUCUAUGAAUAAAUCAAUGACCCCAAUGUAUGUCUUUGUCACUAUCUUGAGAAGCUACUGUGCCAUAUAAGAGUCGUGGCCAUUUCAUGUUUUACAGUUCGUUUUAAUAAAUGAAUUUGAUGGGUCUAUAUCUAAUUUUGAGGCAUUAUAGCAGUUUGACAGUUAAAAUUGCCUCAUAAAUGCAUACCAAUUGUGAAAGUAGGCGGAGUCUGUCUUAUGGUGUAUUUUGAACGUUAUUAUACAGUAAUUUUAUCACCAAUUUCUUUCAAAUUUUAUUGUUGCAUUUUUAUAUACACACUUUAGCAGUUUGUUUUUGUAACUCGACAUAUUCUAGUGUAAUAAAAUCAUUAAAUUAUGCUCGGCUGUAUUUCCUGAGCACAGGUACUGAGAUUAUACCCUGCCAGUACGUUGUUGUUGUUGUUGUUGUUGUUGUUUUUUGUUUGUUUUUUUUUGAGGAGAAAAAAAGUGUAAUUGAAAAUGGAUCUUUGGGGCAUUUUAACACAUAAUUACUUCAUAAAUGCAUGUCUUUUGUAAAAGUGGACACCGUUGGGACUCUCACAUAAUCUAUUUUGAGCUUUAUUGAGGUGCAACAUCUCCUGAAUACAACACUAUCCAAUAUGUAUGUCUUUUGAAGGUAAUAAUCUCAAUCUAAAUCCCUAAUUUUAAACCAAGCCCGAAUUGUAUAUCAAUUCCUAAUCCCAAAUCUAACCCUAAUGAUGUGUGUAAUUUCCCUUAUGUUACCUGAGAAGGAGGAAAAAACUACAACCAAACCCCCGCCCCACAGCUUUACAACAAAACGCAGGUAUGGCAGCCUCUAGUAGCGCAAAAACAGAAGAGCAUCACAAUGAAUGACUCAUAUUCAAUAAUACAUAGCAGGCAUAAAAUGAGUUCCACAGCAGUAGGUCAUUCUAAUCACAAAUAACCUUCAAGGAGGUAUCAAUGGAAGGGAAGCCUUGCAGAGGAGCCAUCCAGUAUAGAUCAGCCAGCCCAAGGUCACAGCCAAAGAGACGUCCGCUUUCAAGGGUCAGCGAAGCCAACUCUGGUGGUGCAGAUCCAAUUAAACCCUGCAUCUGGCACACUCAGUGUGUAGAGGACCUGUGGGAAAGAAGAUAUAAAUAAAACUCUAACCCCCUGCCCCCGCCUCAUCCCUCAUCUUAUUUCCCUCCCCCCAACCUUGUCCUUAUUGCUACGAAAAUAUAUAUAGAAGUGAAUGAUUCCCUUUCAAUAAUACAUGGUAUUAUUAUAUUAUCAAACAGAUGUGAAAUGGUUUGUAUAUUAGUGUGUCCUACCAUGGUAAUUUUAAUUAAAAAAGGAGUCAUUUUCAUAAACACUGGUGGUACCAUUCUCUUGGCCCAGUAUAUGUAUGGGAAGUAGAGACUGGAGUAUUUCAGAAAUAUUUCCUCCUGAAGGACUCAGAUUAAUGGGUUUAGCCUGCGCUUCAAAUUGUCUAAAUUAUUAAUUAUUUUUUUUUUUUUUAUAUAGCGCCAGCAAAUUAAUUUAUCCAUGUAAUGAGUUGGGACAGGAAUGUACCUUGUGCCAUUGAAGUAUCUCAUAGGUCUUUCACUACAGUCUGCUGUUCCAUAAGUAUUUAGGGAUAAUUUAUCACUGACUAUUGCCAUUGCCAUGACAAUCUGAAUAGCUAAGCGGCCAUUUACUUUGGCUGCAGGACAUGUUCCCCAGGUCCAAAUAAUUUGGUGUGUCCAGGAUGCUAAUUGCACCAUGGAUGAUAUACCUGCCUCCUAAGUAGUGUUUCAUGCCAGCUCUCAUGCAUGUCAAAAUGACAGGCGGUCUAGCAGGUCUGUCCAUACACUGUGCUCUCCUAUAGCAUUUGAGUACAUGUUUACAUGCUCAAAAAUUUAAUCUAAGCAGUGCACUUUCAUUUAGUCUACCUCACACUGGGUAACUGUACAGUAAUGGUUUGAGGAACAUUGUGAAGAUUUCAAGGUGUCGCCUUGCCCUCCAAAUUCUACAGAUCUCAGUCUGACUUAGCAUUUUUUGUAUGUGCUGAAACAACAAAUUCGAUCCAUGGAGGCCCAACCUCGCAACUUGUAGGAUUUAAAGGAUCUGCUGCUAAUGUCUUGGUGCCAGAUACCACAGGACACGCUCAGAGAUCUUAUGGAGUCCAUGCAUCACAGAUAUUGUGGCAGCACGAAGGGGACCUACACAAUAUUAGGCAGGUGGUUUAAACCCCUUAAGGACGCAUGACGGAAAAUUUCCAUCAUGCAGCAUUUUACCAGCAGGGUCUAUUACCUUGCUGGUAACUAUGAGCCCCAUGUAUCAUUUGAUUCCUGGGGCUACCCUCUCUCACCUGGGGCCAGAAUUAGUGGCCCCAGACUGACCGUUGCUCUGUUUGCAGAGCUCAAAGUGAGCGCUGCAAAAAAGCAUUUAAAUGGGGAUUUAAAUCCCCACUAUUACAAUUUGGUGUGAUCAGGGUUAAAUCCCUGCUCACAGGGGAGUUCCAGGUAUCAAUGGAAACCUCUAUCAGCUGGCUGGGGACGUUUUUAGUGACCCCAGCCUUUUUGAUGAGCUACAUGUAGUGCUGGAAGUCAGCGCGGCAUGUAUCUGCUUAAAUAGGCAUUUAAAUGCCUAUAUCUAGAUUGUGGUGUAAGCAGGGUUAAAUCCCUGCUCACACCAGGAAACCCAUGUAUCAUUAGAAACUGGGGUCUCCCCUCUGUCAGCUGGGGUCAUUUUUAAUCUCCCCAGACUGACAGCUGAGCUGCAUGCAGAGCUCAAAGUGAGAUCGGCAUGCAGCUGUUUAAAUGGGGAUUCAAAUCCCCAUAGAGCACAAUGCAGUGUGAGCAGGGUUAAAUCACUGCUUACAAUAGGAAACCCAGGUAUCAUUAGAAACCUGGGGGUCCCCUCUGUCAGCUGGGGCCAUUUUUACUGGCCCAAGACAGACAGCUGAGCUGCAUGCAGAGCUCAAAGUGAGAUCGGAAUGCAGCUGUUUAAAUGGGGAUUUAAAUCCCCACAGACAGCAAUGCAGUGUGAGCAGGGUUAAAUCCCUGCUCACACUAGGAACCCAGGUAUCAUUAGAAACCUCUGUCAGCUGGGGUCAUUUUUAGUGGCCCAAGGUUUUUUGAUGAGCUACAUGUAGAGCUCAAAGUGAGGUCGGCAAGCAGCUCUUUUAAUGGGGAUUUAAAUCCCCAUAGACCGCAAUGUAGUGUGAGCAGGGUUAAAUCUCUGCUCACACCAGGAAACCUAGGUAUCAAUAGAUAGCUGGGGCUUCCCUCUGUCAGUAAUAUCAGUACUGAUAUUAGAAGUGGAAACUUUUGGGAUUAAGAUUACAAUUAAGGAUUAUUAUUUGGUUUAGAAUACGUACUAGAUUUAUUAUUAAGUUUAUGUUUAAGACUAGGUUUAUAAUUAAUUGUAGUAUUGGGAUUAUGUUUCAGAUUAUGGUUCAGAUUAGGAUUAGGGUCAGCACGGGCAUCCCUUGCUGAAUAUAGCAAGGGAAUUCCUCUGCUGACACCAGCAGGGGGAAUCAUUUUAACACUAUUGAGAUUAGGAUUAAGGUUAUAAUUAGGGUUACACAUGGGAUUACUUUAUGGGUUAGGAUUGUGGUAAGGGUUUAUUAUUAGAUUAAGGGUUAGAUUUGGGAUUAGGAUUUGGUUUAGAAUUAGGGCUUGGUUUAGGAUUACGGAUUUAGAUUGGGAUUAAGAUCGCUACUUUCCAAAGAUAUACAUAUGGGGUAUAUUUGUACUGAGAAGAUGUUGCUGAGUACAGCUAAGAUAAUUUUAUCACAGUGGGACACACAAGAUUUAAAAAAUAAGCAUAAAAAAUACUAUGUCUAUGUAAAAAUGCAAAAAUAAAAAUGAAUACCACAAACUUUGAAACAAAAUGUCACUUCAGUAAAGCUUUUAAUAUUUUAUGUGAGAGUCCCCAUGGUGUCCACUUCUGUAAAUGGUAUGCAUUGGUGGCGUAAUUUAAAUAUAUAAGCGACUAAAAUGCCCCAAAAUGAAACAAUGACCCAGGUAUGAUUUUAGCUCUGUAUUUUUUUCACAAAAACCUGGCUAAGGUGUACAAAGGGGGUCAUUUUGUACUCAGGAAAUAUAGCUGAGAAUAAUUUAGUGAUUUAAUUUACAGUAACGUAUAUCAAGUUUCCAAAAUGAACCACUAAAAUACAACAUGUGUGUAUAAAAAUGCAAAAAUAAAACAAUAUGAUAAAAUUUGAAAGAAAUUGGUGCUAACAUAACUGUAUAAUAAAGCUCAAAAUAUACCAUAUGACCUAGCCCGUGGUGUCUACUUUCACAAAUGGUAUGCAUUUAUGGGGUAAUUUUAACUGUCAAACUGCUACAAUGCCCUAAAAUGUGAUAUAGACACAUCAAAUCCAUUUAUCAAGAUUCUAAUUGUAAAAACUGUAAUGUCAGGACUCUUUUAAGGCACUGUAGCUUCACAGGAUAGUGGCAACGACAUACAUUGGGGGUAUAGUGUUAUUCAGAAGAGUUUGCUGAGCAAAAUUAUGGGGUUUUGAUCACAGUGGCACAUACCAGACUUGAAAAAUUACCCCAAAAAUAUAACGUGUAUGUAAAAAAUGCAAAAAUUAUUUUACCACAAAGUUUGACAUAAACUUGUGAAAAAAUGUCAUCACGUUAAGGCACAAUAUACACCAUAUGAGAUACACUGUGGUGUCUACUUUCAACAAUGGUAGGUCCUUGGGGGAUAAAUUCAACAGUUAAACUGCUACAAUGCCCCAAAAUGAGACUUGCACCCAUCAAAUUCAUCUAUCAAAAUGAUCACUGUGAAAACUGUCAAAAAAAUGCCAUGAGAGCCCAGGUGGAAUAAAGAAAGAAAAAGUGGAAACUCAAUUCAGAGUAAUAGCAUCGGCUAAUAUCCGCUCGCGUUUCGGUGUUUCAGUACGCCUUUGUCAAGAGCUGCCUUUUAGAGGCUUAUAUUACUUACUCACCUGAACCUUACAUUUAGUAAUGUGACUUUUUAGGACUAGCCUGCCCAGGUUUUUAUAGGUGUUGGUGUUCACUUUACCACUGUUUAUACACAUUUGUUUGGUGUAUAUAGUACAAUUAUUAUUACUAUGUUUUUAGCAUUUUUCUAAUAAAGGUUUUUUACCCUAUCUAUGUGACUCUUUAUAUUAGGAGGUAUUACUGAAUGGGUUGGAUGUUCCACCUACUUUUUGUGAGUGGAUUCUCUACCCAAUUUUCUCUGUUCUCAUUAUUGUAAUUUUCUGGGGUUAAGCCCCUUAUACCUCCUGUAACCUCUGGGGCAGUGGUGGUGGUUUAUUCCACUCCACAACCCCUUCUCUCUUUUUUCCUGUGCUUUAUAUAAAUAUAUACUUUUGUGCAGCAAUUUUGCUUUCUGUGAUGGCUAUUAAGCUUACAAGACAAACAUACCAAAGUCUAAAAUAGCUCCACAUUAAAAUUUUAUUUUUCUCCUUGUAUUUUGUGACCUGUAACUUGCAAAAUAAGCUGAAAUCCUAGACAUAUUAUGUGCUCUGUAAAUCAGAACAACUAAUUGAAUAUUUUUUAAAUUAUUUCCUUAAGCUGCACUUAUUAAACACACGUUAUUAUUGCCUAAACUGUGAAAAAAAACAAUUUUAACAUUUUUUUUUUUUUUUUGCAUUUUGGAUUUUUUUUUUUAUAAUAAAAAUUUAUAUAUGUAUAUGUCACAUGAGAUUAAAGCACUUUCUGUCCUUCAAAACACAAUAUAUAACAUGUGUUGGUGCAAUAAAUAAGAAAAAUGCAAACUGAGGUUGAACACAAACAGCAAAAAAUGCAAAAAAAGCUUGUGUCUUUAAGGGUAAGUCCAGUUUUUGAAGCUGCGUCCUUAAGGGGUUAAUGUUGCGGCUGAUCAGUGUUUUCUAAAUAAGCCUGAUGGUAAGGACCUGCUUCUCCCCCCCUCCCCCCAAAGUAUGUUCAAAUGAUGUAGGACAAAAAGUGCAAAAACUACCCUAAAACCCAGAAUCACAUGGCUGGUAUCUGACCAAAUGCUUGUAUGCUCCCUAGGUGCAGAGGAAAAAUGUUUUUUUCUCUGGUUAAAUGUGUAGUCCCAUCAACAAGACUGUGAGGAAUCUGUCCAACAUACUUGUUUGAAUGUCUGUGACAAAAAAAAAAAAAAGUUUGACAGGCACCAGGAACUUUUUUUUCAUAAGGUUGCAUCCCCUAAACUAGAAAAUGAAUCUUUAAAACUGCUUGCUCAUUAAGUACACAUAUGCAAUAUUACAAUAUCCCCACAUGAUGGAGCAUUUACAACAUUUUAUAUCUAAAUUGUUUUAUUGCACUGUGAUGAUUGCAGGAUGCUGGGGAGAGAGAGAGAAAACAUAACUGUAAAGAAAAAGGGAGAGCAUGGGUUAUUGUGGUUAGGGAUGGACGAGGGAAGACUGCGGAAAGGCAAGGAUAGAAAGAGACAGCAUAGCUGACAGGAGACUGUUAAAGGAAUACCACAUUUAACAUACAAUUUAACAACACAAAUAUCUGAAAGGUCUGCUUAUAAUCCUUCUGCCUUCUAAAAGUGCUAUUGUCUUAAAGGACCACUAUAGUGCCAGGAAAACAUACUCGUUUUCCUGGCACUAAAGUGCCCUGAGGGUGCCCCCACCCUCAGGGACCCCCUCCCACCGGGCUCUGGGGAGAGGAAAUGGAUUAAAACUUACCUUUCUCCAGCGCCAGGCGGGGAGCUCUCCACCUCCGACCCUCCUCCUCUCCUCCCUUUCAGCUGAAUGCACACUUUCCUAUGGAUGCUUGCGUGUUCUCACUGUGAUUUUCACAGUGAGAAUCACGCAAGCGCCUCUAGCGGCUGUCAAUGAGACAGCCACUAGAGGAUUUGAGGGCUGGAUUAACCCAUUUAUAAACAUAGCCGUUUCUAUGAAUAUAAAUAUAUACUUUUGUGCAGCAAUUUUGCUUUCUAUGAAACUGCUAUGUUUAUAAAACAAUGGGUUAACCCUAGUUGGACCUGGCACCCAGACCACUUCAUUAAGCUGAAGUGGUCUGGGUGCCUAGAGUGGUCCUUUAAGGUGUUUUUGUUUUCAGACGAAAGCACCAAUCCACGUCCCAUGUGCAUUGACUGUUCAUGGGACAGAAAAUAAUGUUUUACUGUAAGAAUGAAAUGGGUUUACUGUUAAUUUCCUGGCUAUAAAAUAUAGAAAUCUUGAUAAGGUUUCAGAAAAAAACCUCAACUGAGCGUUUCCUUUUGUAAUUGUAUGCCCCUUGCACUGGAAAAUCUAAGAAUGGGGUUAAUCUAUAAGGUGAAUGCUUUUUACAAGUCUCCACUUCAUUGUCAGAUGUAUACUUUUUUUUUUAAAAUGUAAUUAAUGUUGAAAUUAAGGGUAUCAUGCUACUUAAUAAACACAUUUAUUAAAUUCUUUUAAUAGAAAAAAAAUAUAUAUAAAAUUCAGAAUAUUUCACACACCUAAGUAACUAAACAUUCACACAAACAUACAGUACUUGCCAGCAUACAUGACUGGCCACUGCCACAAACACACGCGUGUGUAUAGUGUGUGUGUGUGUGUAUAUGUUGUGUGUGUGUGUGUGUGUGUGUAUGUGUAUAUAUAUAUAUAUAUAUAUAUAUAUAUAUAUAUAUAUAUAUAUAUAUAUAUAUAUAUAUAUAUAUAUGAUAUAAUAUAUAUUAUAUUUUAUAAUAUUCUCCUCCUUACCACAUGUAUAGGAGAUGUAUAGCACCAAAGUUUGCUAUGUCUGGUCUCUAGUGGUGGAUGAGGGAAAAGCGAGGGAAGGUCUUGGAACCUCUUCCUGCAGAAGUGUUGCUACCUAUUGGCAGAGCUUACUAAAAUACCCCUAGGCCUAACAGCAAUAUGAUUGGAAAUUUGGCUGAAUGUUAACCUAUGACUGCCCAGUACCUGUAAUGCAGUUAUGGGUUUGGAGUGGGCACUAGGUAAGUCCGAGGUGAAGGUUUGCUAGCAUGGGUAAGGUAAGGAAUCUGCUUAAAUAAAAAAAAUAAAAAAACACUGAUGAAAAGAUGCACUGAGAUCCUGCAAACACCAUCACCCAGUAGCCAACAACCAACACUUACCCAUACAUAUAAGGUGCGCUGUGCCUUAAAAAAAUAUAAUCAGUGUUUAUGAUUUGCACAAUAUAAAAUACUAUCAAACAGCAAUACUUAAUGUGUUUUAAAUAUAUUAAACAUAAAUUGUACACUGUUACUUUAAAGGACCACGCUAGGCACCCAGACCACUUCAGCUUAAUGAAGUGGUCUGGGUGCCAGGUCCAGAUAGGGUUAACCCAUUUUUUCAUAAACAUAGCAGUUUCAGAGAAACUGCUGUGUUUAUGAAUGGGUUAAGCCUUCCCCUAUUUCCUCUAGAAAGUAUUUUCACAGUGAGAGCACGCCAGCGUCCAUAGGCAAGCAUUAUGAAUGCUUUCCUAUGUGACCGGCUGAAUGCGCGCGCAGCCAGCCCAGGAGGAGGAGAGAAGGAGGAUUGGAGGAGGAGAGCUCCCCGCCCAGCGCUGGAAAAAGGUAAGAUUAAACCCCUUUCCCCUUUCCAGAGCCGGGCGGGAGGGGGUCCCUGAGGGUGGGGGCACCCUCAGGGCACUAUAGUGCCAGGAAAACGAGUAUGUUUUCCUGGCACUAUAGUGGUCCUUUAAGACACAAUAUAAGUGUUUGUGUGCAUACCAACAAUAGUAGACUUGUGGACUUGAUAUCUGGUGGAAUGUGUGGUGGAGAAUAGGCUCUAGGUCCAGUUUAGUACUGUGAUUGGGUGGAAUAAGGAGUUUGGUUUUCAUUGCUGCCCAUCAGUUGUUUGGUGAAUCUGGAUAUGACACCCAUAUUUACAAGAGUGCUAUUACACUAUAUAUUUUUCUCUUUCUAUCCAAUUAAAUGUGAUUAUGUGGAGCCAUCAUUAAUCAAAAUAUAUAAAAUACAGUGUAGGAAUAAAGUGCUAUUAAUACAGUGUGUGUAAGUACUAUCACCAGUGCUUAGUCACUUUAAAUAAACACAUUUAAACAGUAAAACAAAUAACACAAUAGGUGACCGCGAACAUCACACCGUGGAUACUACCACUUUAAAAUCUUGAGAGUAGUAGGUAAUUCCACUUACAGUCUCUAAUAUAAGCAUAAAACAUAGCCAAUGGUAUGGUAUUUACAGUUAAAAUAUGUAAUGGAUAAAACCAAAUCGGCCAAACUCACAUUACUGAGCCUAUUGAUUAGCAGGCUCAGACUGUCUGCGUUCUUUACAGAUAUUUAGAUUAACCUCUGGAUCUCUGCUCCCAGCAAAAGGUUUUCUCCAAAUCCUUUUCGACUAAUGUUGUAAUUUUGGUCCAGACAGGGUCAAGUUUAAAACUUUAAAGAUCCCAAAGCUACUAUACAUACAGCACGUGUCAGAAACUGAAAGACGCCACCCUGCCCAAGAAGCGGCUUUUAAUUGUCUCUGGAGCAUAUCGUUACCCUACUACAAAAAAGUGUCAGUUUUUAGUUUGGUGCGGCCACAAACGAUUAUGUUGUCUUAAAAUCACCGUGCACUUUAUAUGUCUAAUAUUUAAAAUCACUUUGUUUUUAGUGUUGCGCGUAUUUUAUAUUGUGUUAAUCACAAACCGUGAAUAUUAUGGUUUUAAAAGCACAGCGAAUUUUAUAUCUAUGGUAUUUGUUUUAGGGUGUUUUUAAGAUAUUGCACUUAAAGGCACACUCCAGGCACCCAGACCACUUCUGCCCAUUGGAGUGGUCUGGGUGCCAACUCCCACCAUCCUUAACCCUGCAAGUUUAAUUAUUGCAGUUUUUAUAAACUGCAAUAAUUACCUUGCAGGGUUAACUCCUCCUCUAGUGGCUGUUUAUCAGACAGCCACUAGAGGGACUUCCGGGUUCUUAAAACCGAAAAGUGUUUUAAACGACGCUGGAUGUCCUCACGCUAUGCAUGAGAACCCACAGCGUGGCUGGAAUCCCCAUAGGAAAGCAUUGAAUAAUGCUUUCUUAUGGGGAGGUCUUAUGCGCGCAUGUGGCCAUUGCCGCGCAUGCGCAUUGUCUCCCCAUGCCGGCUGACGUCGGCAAGGGAGGAGCGUGGGAGGAGCCUGACCCAGCGCCGAGAGACCUCGGCAAUGGAUUCAGGUAAAUGACUGAUGGGGUUUCAAUCCCUUCAGCAACAUGAGAUGGGGGUGGGAGCGAGAGGGGCACUGCAGGAAUCUGCUGUGCCAGGAAAACGGAUAUGUUUUCCUGGCACUGGAGAGUCCCUUUAAUACUGUUGCUGCUAAAAAUAUAUCUGUUGUUUUCUGUUUAUGAAAAAGUUAGUUAAAAUAUUAUUUAGCAUUUACUUUAUUGAUAUACAGUAUUAUUGUUUUAGAACAAACACUUGUCAAAUCAACUUAUUGAUGUUUCUCCUGUUAUGCAAGCAUAAGUCUAACCUUUAGUUAUCAGUGUGCAUGAAUAUGUGUAUCGUGUUGCUGGGAUUUAAUCAGUGUCCUGAAGUAGUCAUUAUGUGCAGCUAUUCAAUUUGAAAUACUGCACAUACUGAGAUAUUUAAUGUUGCUGCUGGAGGUGUUUUCUUCCUUUGGUAGCUUUCACCAGCCAACCUGGAAUGAGAGUUCUUGUGCUUAUUCUAUGCCCAGAAUUUGAUUCAUUGGCCGUGAGCGCUCAGGUGAAAAACUCAGCUAAUGAUUGGAUGUCAUUUUGCUGUUAUUUACUGCAGCUCCACAACCAACAAGACCCACGGUGGUGGCAAACCAUGUUGGUUAUAGACACAUGCUGGUCUAGUCACAUUCCAGUUUUUUAAGCUAGGCUAGGUCAUAUGUUGCACAGUAAGCUUGGCGAAGUCUCUGCGCAUUUUGAGACAGCCAGUAGAUGACUGGAUAUUGAGUUGUCUUUUCCGAUGUAGUAUAAAAACCCAAAUGGUAGGUUUGCUAAUAUAAUGGAUCAUCGAAUGCCGUAGGAUUACGGUAUUUGUUUUUAUUGAGGAAGCAGAUUAUAUUUCUUUGUUUACCCAAGUGGUUAAUUUCAAGCACAGUUUGAGUAUUGUGCUUGAGGUUAUAUUUCCUUUUUUUUUAAAAAAUUUUUUAUUUGACAGCGUUUAUUAGCGUUUGAACUUUUUUAUUUUUCCACAUAUGGUCACAAUGAACUGGUUUGCUGAGGAGUGACUCUUCUGUCUGUGUUUGGUAUUCCUUGUCUCUUACAAUGUGCCAAGCCCACAGCACACAGACUUUGAAUAAAAAUGGACCAUUAACAGGAUAGUGAUGAACACUAAAAGUGGCUGCAGGCGCUUUGCAGUUUGCUUAACUUUUAACCCUCCUCUUAAGUGAUGAUGUUUCACUGAUCAAAGCGUUUGCCUAAACUGUGCGGUUAGAGUGUAAAACGCAUGGAAAAGAAAAUUGAGGAGAUUUCAUGAAGAAUUAAACGAAUUAAACUAAAGCAUUCUGCCAAGACUGUCCUCCUAAUUGCGUCCUGUUAUUAAUAGUUUUGAGUUUGUGCUACAGGGCUAAAAAUAGCAAUUAGGAUGGAAAAUAAUUUUCCCACUGGCACGGCCUGGUUGUAAGAAUGUUUUGACAUACAAAAUAAAGUCCAGUCUUUAGAACAUCUAUUUUUUUUCUCUGUAAUCAUUGGUGGAAAACGGACCCUGUGAAGUGUCAAAAGGUUGAAUCCCUUGCAACAAACAUUCUUUGGGGUAAUCAAUGGAAAGUCAAAACUUCAAAAGCUUCUCGGUGCAUUGAAAAUGCCAAGAAGAAUACAUUUUAAAAUAGCCAGGGUUGUUUUUCCAAAGUUAAACAUUAGUUUUUCAGACCCACCCCCUUGUCAAUAAGUUUCAUUCACAUUUAUCCCACAAGAGGAGUAUUUUUGCGUGUACUUUUUUUUAGUAAAGACCAAAAUGACAUAUUCAUGCCAUUAACGUGAUAGACAGUUUUUUUUAUUUUAUUAGAAUACAUAUUAAAACAAUUCUAUAGAACAUUUGCAUGAUACCCCUCCCGGUGUCAGACGUCUCCUUACCUGCAGAAGGAAGGAUCAUUUUCAUUGUGGGCAAUUGCUUGGGGCCCUAGAACUACGAUGUGCCAUUGGGGGCCCACUGAAAACAGCAUGGGAUGUGAGGUUUGCUAUUCCAUUCAGCAUGCAGAGGCAUUAUUUCAGUGGUGUAAACAAAAAACAACACAGGCUGACAUUCCUUUAAUUUAUUGCAAUGAUUUUGAUGGUUUGGCUCUGUCACCAUGGCAAAGAAAUAUUAGUCACAUUUUGAAUUCUUUUUUUUUUCUUCACAAAUCCCAAGAAGAAGCUUGUAUUAAUUAUGCAUUGUGUUGUCAUUGGUAGAAAGUGUAAAAAAAAUAAAAAUAAUAAUAAUAAUUCCAUGCUUAGCAUGCAAAUGAGCAUAAUAUAUAAUAUGGUGUGGUUUUAUUUAUUUUUUUCUCCAAAUAACUUUCCUUUGCUUGCAUAUUUGUCUGCAAUUUUAUUUAUUUUUUUGAUGCAGCAGUUUUCUGUCACUUGUUGAAUAUAGGUAUGAUACACAUCUCUCCAGAAAAUGGGAAAUUAAGGGUUUGGAUAAAAAUAAUUACAUUUUAAUGAUGCUUGAUUGAUUUGUUCAUUGUCUGCAUGCAGUUUCAUAUUUCUGACCUCUCAAACUUGCCGUUUUGUUUUUGCAGACUGUAGAUGUUGAGAAAUUACUGGGAACUUCGGUUAAUAUUUCCACAGAAGGAGGUCAGUUGAAGGCAAAGUAUGUUUACGCCCAGGCUUCCUCAUUGUCCACAACCACAGGAGAUAUUCUACUAGGAGGUGCUCAUGGUAAGAGACAACAACUUAGUGUAUUCUAAAAAUGUACACAGAGAUUAUGUGCUUCAUGGAUUGAAGUGUGAUGUGUAAACCCCAUGGAAAAAUACAAUAUUUCUAUAGCAAGAGUAGCCAAAACAUAGAUCCCUUGUAGACCUAUACUACCAUGAUGCCGUUUCACCAAAGCAUAAUUAGAAUUGUCGUUUGUCUGAGUGCACUAACCUGGAUGUAUUGGAUGGCAAUGGAAAAAAAAAAUGCAUUUUUUAAAAUACAUACAUUUGUGUGGUUUCUACAUCCUAAAUUAUAACUAGGUCGCUCACCUAAAAAAGGCAGAGCUCUUAUACAUCAUGCUCUAGCAGCACUGACUGUUAAUAGGCUAUAUGGCUGGGAGAGUGGCUGUUGUGUCCUGCCCACAAGCAAUGGCAUCUAUUCAAGCCAAUGAUCAAGAAGCAAGAAGGAUUUAUGUUUGUGCUGUUAACCCACCAACACUAGAAUCUUGGGGAGUGGUGUGAGGAAGUGUGAAUGUAAAAGAACAUAUUAAAUAUGUAUGUGUCAGUGAGCGUUUGUGUGUGUGUGAAAGAGAGAAUUUUGUUUAUGAACCUGUGUGUGUGUAUGUUUUGUUUUAGAACCUGUGUGUGUAUGUUUUGUUUUAGAACCUGUGUGUGUGUAUAUUUUGUUUUAGAACCUCUGUGUGUGUGUUUUGUUUAUGAACCUGUGUGUGUGUGUAUGUUUUGUUUUAGAACCUGUGUGUGAAAAUGAUGCACAUAUAGGUACUUGCUCGAUGAUUCUCAGGCACCCUUUAGUGAAAAAGAGAUUGAACCUAUAACAAGGGUAUUUAACAGUGAGGAGGACACAGCUAUAUGGACACAAAAACGAACAACAAAAUCCCACACUCAGGUGUUGGUGACCCUUACCCACCCCUUAUUUUUGUAGCGCUGGAUCUACCAUUUGGCCAUCCGAGUCUGUGAUGGGCAGUUUCUGAAAGGGAGACAGUUGUUUUUGUUUUGUUUUUGUUUAAUUGAUGUUAUGCAUUGAAUGGUAACCAAAUAGACUAUAUCCUAUUUAAAAAUAACUAUAACUAAUGAAGGAACAUUAUGAAGGCUAUUUUGGUUAGGUUUAAUGUUAGGUAAUUUUGUUUAAAACAAACAUAAAUUUGAAUACAGGAGUAUGCAUGUUUGCAAUCUCCCACUGUUAUCAACUUUCCCAUCGACGUGUUCAACAAUUUUGUUGAAUUGCAAAGGUGCUCAGGACUGGAAGAUUGAGGUCUGGUAUUUGAAUCCCAAAGGCUACGAUUAUUGCUAAAUGGUGAGAGGUGGAAUAGAGACAAAUCUAAUAUUGCAUUUACAGUUGGGAAUUUUGCUAAAAAAGUGAAUCAGUGUUAAAGUGUAUACAACCUUCCAUCAAAACCAGCACACUGAAGUUCAAGUAUGUAAAUGUAAUGAGGAUUACAGAUUGUUCAUUUCUAUUGAAAAGCAUGACCUGAAAUCGACCUAAAAUCUGACAUCUGUGUUUUCAGUCAGAUUGCGUAUUUUCUAGCCACUGCGCUUAUUCGAAUUCAUACAUAAUAAAUAAUGCUUCUAUCCCUGGUUUGCUGAAAAUCUCCAGGAUCCACUUAGAUUUCGGAGAGGCAGAGAUUUCUUAGCUAAUCUUUGCUCUCCUGUUGUUUUCAGAGGGAUAAUUGUGCUUAUACUAUAAAAUCCAUGAGCAUAUCUUUGAUAAGGACGUCUUUCUGGAGUGAGGGUGUGUGGCUAUGGAGACAGGCCUAUAGUGCAGAAUUCUGCAAAACAUUUGUUUUUAUUUUAAUGCAAAAACCAUACAAUGUAAAAACAGCAUAUUAAUGAGGCCAAAACCUAUCAAAUAUAUUAAACUUGUAUUGGUGUCAGGAGUACUUCUUUAAUAACCCUCUUUUUAUAAUUGUCUCAACAUUUCUUUUUUAGAUUUAAUUGAUCAUUAUCCCUCUUAGCAACAUAUUGUAAAGUCCUAUAAUGUUAGGAAUUGACAAGUUUUAUUGUUUGUUUUUAAAUAUACAGUGGGACCUCGGUUUACAAACGCCUCGGUUAACAUAAUUUUUGGUUUACAAAUGAAAAUCCAUUGAAAAUAAUGCCUCAGUUUACAAAUUUUUUUUGCAAUACAAAGCAAGUUUCCCCAGGAUGCAUUGCACCUGGGAGGUUUAUAGCACCGCCCCCUGCAUGCUGGAGCCUGGGGGUAGCACGGGGCGUCGAGUGUGGAGGUGUUGGAGCGGCUUUUGCAUCGAGUUGUGGAGCCAUUCUGGAAAUAGUUUGCAGUGCUUUUGGGACUUUUUGGUGCAUUUCUCAAGCUGUGGAAAGGUAGGGAGCUGAGCUUUGUCGUUUGCAUGCCUUUUAUUGUGUUCUGCAUUGUGGGUUGGUUUCCAUGCCAGCUCAUUUUGACUUUUUUCUGACCUCCAGAACGGAUUAAUUGGUUUUCAAUGCAUUCCUAUGGGAAACCGCGUUUCAGUUUACAAAUUUUUUUGCAAUAAGAAACGUCCUGGAGACCACAUUAAAUUCGUAAACCGAGGUCCCACUGUAUUCAGUAAUAUUUUUGCUUACAUUCCACAUUAUAUCUCCACAUUUGAGAGCUGUAGCAGUGUUAAGCUGUGUACUGUGGGUACUGCAUAAUUGGUCUUUGUACGGAACACCCUGGUCUUAUUUAAAAAAAAAAAAAAAAAAUAUUGAAAUAAAAACUGUUAUAUGACCUGUAAUCUGUAAGCCAGAUGGUUUUCUUGCUGAGGCUCUGCUCCGCCUAUAGUAGAUUAUAUGUAUUGAUGAUAUCCCGAGCAAUCCAGUGCUUCUCAUAGUGCAACAUUAGGAGGCAGGGUGCAUGGACAGCUUUUAAUGUGCUUCACUCACAGUGCUUCUCGACUUUUACUACAGCACAAGUUAAGUGUGGAAAUGCAGCCUCACAGCUGUCUGAUUACACCCAGGAGAGUGCAAUGCAUUACCAAUUUAUUUAAUAGCUGAUGUGCUUUUGUGGAUUGCAGUGUUCCUUUAAUUCUGUUUUCUAUUGGACCUGCAUAAAAUGUUAAUAUACUCGUACUUCUGACUUGUACAUGUUCUGAAGCUUACAUUAGCCAGCCAGAAUGCUGGUCCUUCUAAAAGUAAUGUCUCCAUGCCCUUCUAUGCUCAGCUUGCUUACAGAGCAGGGUCUGUGAGUGCUGGUCUUUACAUCCAGACUUCCUAUAGAUUUGUUAAGAAUUCUACCUCUCUCGAUGUCCCCUUCUUAAACUGUUAGAGGACUGAAAUAAUAAAAUGCAGACACUCAAUAAAUAUAGUUUUGGAUGCAGAGUUUUACUUUGGGCCAUAGUGCAAGAAUGCACAGAAUGACAGAUAGCUCUAAAUAUGCUAUUGCUUUUAAAGCUCAGGAACAUUUAGGCUUUAUACAUAAACCCAAAACUGAUUGAAUUAAAACUGCAUUACAACACUCGGGCUAAGAUAGCAAUAGCGGAUAUGGAGACAUGGGUAGAUUGAGAGUCUCAUCCCUGGGUCCUUUAGCCUCAAGUGUUCCUAAUGUUAUAAUGUUAUUUCUUUUUAGAUUUAGAAAAAAAAAUCUCCCACUGAUCACAAUUUCACAGUAAUUAUGGAAUACUUAUUGAAGGCAAAAAAAGAGCCACAUUUUUGUCUUGGCUCUGUAUUGGAUAUUUAUUUCUAAUAUAUAGUAAUGAAAACAGAUUUUGUUUGUGGUGUAUCUUAUCAACACUUGGAAUUUCAAAGUGGUAUUGAAUAAACUACUACGGAUAGUAACAUUAAAGGGGACUUGUUAUGACUCACCUUACCCUCCAAUCCGUGACUGCUAUGUCCUCCCAGAGGUAGGUGUUGCACUUUUGUAACACCCACCUCCAGUGUCCUCUCUCUCCUCCCGCAGUCUUCAUUGAUUUGUACUGUACUGCGGAUGCCUCUCCAUGCUGGGCAAAGCUCUUCUGCAACGUUGACACGCUGGCUUUGCCAGCAUGCUGGCAUCUGAAUGAAGUGAUGUCACUAUAGGGAGUUACCAUAGCAACCAAAGCAUAUGUGUUGUGGAUGCUAUGUCUGGAUAGCAGAAGGAUCACAUGUGAGAGGUCUUCUCUUCUCUCCCUUGUUAGUCAAAUCUUCAUUAUAGUCUAUUGACUGAGAGGUGGGAGAAAAACCUAUUUUUAAUUAGUUUUUUCUCCCAAUCUAUACAUUUGCUAGCAAAUAUGUGCGAUCAAUGUAUAGAAAUAAUGUAAUGCUUUUUAAAAAGAGCAUAAGUUGUACCUGCUAUCACAAGUACCCUUUAAGUACCUGAUUACAUUAAUUUGGGGGGGGAAAGUACCAUCAGAAAUACGUUAACAUGUUCAAUUAUUUGUAGCCCUUUUUUAAUAAAGGAAGCAUACCAGGCACACACAAUUAUGACAAGAUGUCCCAUUGUGCAUAUAUAUAUUUUUUUACAGACCUUAUCAGUAAAAACAUGCAGUGUACAGGAUAUACUGCACGUUCAGUGACCACAAUCAUAGUAACAUUCCAACUCUGCGUAAGUUCUAUUAUAUUUUUAUAUCUAACUUAUCAACGUAACACAUUAAACUUAUGCACACAAAAAAACCUUGCCUACAAAACUUUAUCUUUGCCAUGUCUCUUCCUCGUUACUGCUUACUCAGCACCAGUAAGUAAUUACCUGAAUAAUUUGUAACUGAUCAGUGCUCUCCUGUACAAAUGUAUGGCAGUAUCAAUGAGUCAGUGUGUUGGGAACAUGCACACACAUUGUCCUUUAUAUCAUGUGCACCCUUAGAUUUCAAUCUAUAGUGUACCUGGUCUUCAAUGGGAGGGUGCCUAAUACUGUGUAUGCCAAUACUAUGCUUACCAGUAUUGGUAUUUAUGGUAAGUAUGAUGGUUGGACUCCUGUGUGGGGUUGUAACAGUGAUAUAAUUCAUAUCACUGGUAACACACUACUGUAAACUGGGAAUGACACCCAGAUGUGCUCUAUGUAGGGUACACCCCUAAGUGGAAAGGUCCAAAUUGGGCCUAAUUAUACAUUUUCCCUUCCCUGUGUAAUGUGACUUGUUAGUGUUAAAAAGUCUUAGGUAUGAAUGGAGAACAGGUGUGUUAAAUUUGGUGUUAUCGCUCUCACACUCUCUCAUAUUGGUCACUGUAAGUUCAACAUGGCACCUCAUUGCAAAUAACUCUCUGAGGAUCUGAAAAAAAAAAUUGUUGCUCUACCUAAAGAUUUACUAGGCCAGGCAUAGGCAACCUUCGGCACUGCAGAUGUUUUGAACUACACCCCCCAUGAUGCUUUGCCAUAAUUUUGGGUGUAAGAGCAUUAUGGGGAAUGUAGUCCACAACAUCUGUAGUGCCGAAGGUUGCCUACCCCUGGACUAGGCUAUAACAAGAUUGCCAAGACCCUGAAACUGAGCUGCAACACGGUGGGCAAGACCAUACAGUGGUUUUACAGGACAGGUUCCACUCAGAACCGGCCUCGCCAUGGUGGAACAAAGAAGUUAAGUGCACAUGCUCCUUAUCAUAUCCAGAGGUUGUCUUUGGGAAAUAGUUGUAUGAGUACUGUCAGCAUUGCUGUAGAGGUUAAAGGUGUGGGGGGUCAGCUAGAUACUGACAUACUGAAGCUGAAUACUGGCUUAGAGGUAACAUUGCAGCCCCAGGACUGCAAGGUACCCGGGUUCAAAUCCGCUACUGGGCACUCCUGGGGUGACCUCGCCUGGCACUCUGGAAGUUACGGUGGGAACCCUGACAAGAAGGAAGCCUCUUCUAAAGAUGAUGCACAAGAAAGCCUGCAUAUCACUCUGGAAGUUACGGUGGGAACCCUGACAAGAAGGAAGCCUCUUCUAAAGAUGAUGCACAAGAAAGCCUGCAUAUCACUCUGGAAGUUACGGUGGGAACCCUGACAAGAAGGAAGCCUCUUCUAAAGAUGAUGCACAAGAAAGCCUGGUGUUAUCGCUCUCAGUUUGCUGAAGACAAGCAGACUAAGGACAUGGAUUACUGGAACCAUGUCCUGUGGUCCGAUGAGACAAAGAUAAACUUAUUUGGUUCAGAUGGUGUCAAACAGAGACAAGUGUGUCUUGCCUACAGUCAAACAUGGUGGUGGGACUGUCAUGGUAUGCGCCUGCAUGAGCUGCUGGCACUGGGGAGCUACAGUUCAUCGAGGGAACCAUGAAUGCCAACAUGUACUGUGACAUACUGAAGCAGAGCGUGAUCCCGUCCCUUCAGAGACUGGGCCGCAGGGCAGUAUUCCAACAUAACGACCCUAAACGCACCUCCUAAACGACCACUGCCCUGCUAAAGAAGCUGAAGGUAAAGGGAAUGGACUGGCCAGGAAUAUCUCCAGACCUAAACCCUAUUGAGCAUCUGUGGGGCAUCCUCAAACGGAAGAUGGGGGAGCGCAAAGUCUCUAACAUCCACCAGCUCCGUGAUGUCGUCAUGGAGGAGUGGAAAAGGACUCUAGUGGCAGCCUGUGAAGCUCUGGUGAACUCCAUGCCCAUGAGUGUUAAGGCAGUGCUGGAAAAUAAUGGUGGCCACGCAUAAUAUUGACACUUUGGGCCCCUUUUGUUCCCAACGGUUUAGACAAUAAUGGCUGUGUGUUGCGUUAUUUUGAGGGGACCGCAAAUUUACACUGUUUACAUUGUAGCAGAUUGUCAUUUCUUCAGUGUUGUCACAUGAAAAGGUAUAAUAAAAUAUUUACAAAAAUGGGAGGUAUAUUAUUAUAUAGGUAAACUUGUUUUUAAGUGUAAUUGUUAAAUACAUGUUUCAUUUUUAAAUAUCUUUAUAACUGCACUUGAAAUAUUAAGUCACAAUCGGUAUACAGUUCUUCAAGCAGCGUUUUUCAAUAAACAUUGACAUAAACAAGCGAAGAAAGUCCAAAAGAGAAUACUACAAAGCACUAAACUUAAACAAAAAACUGUGAAAACAUACAUGAUGUAAAGGAGUCCCACCAUCUUUGGAAUGAUCUAUUAGGGGAAGACAGCACCAACCAAGAUACGCAAAAGGUCCUCUGCAUGACAAAGAAACCGUGCAUGUUUAUUAAAUCUAUAAGAAACGUACUUGCUGAAAGUAUCUCUUGUGAAGAGAUUCCAAUGUGUGAUAAUCAACGUUUCAGUGAUAUAAAUCCUUGAAUGCUUUUUCUGUACCGUUUUAUAUUGUGUGUGUGAGCAGUAACUCUUUUGAUGUGGGGAAUAAGAGAGGAAGAAGAAAGGGGAGAAUAGAUGAGAUCAAGUUCUAGUUAGAAAGAAGCCAUGAAGAGAGAAUUGCUGCCAUCACAGAGGGGGAUAAUGCGCCUAAAAAUAAGCUCAUGGUACAUCACCACCCUCAAAGUCCUCCCAUGGUGCCCAUGGUUUAUAGACUGCUCUAAGUGAAUUGUGGAUUUGUGCUGUCAAUUGAUCCAUUAUGAAAUUGUCCCUAGUUUUCUGCAUCACAAUUUCAAGUGGAAGCCUUAAUAAAUAUCGUCUCGUGGUGACCAAGAUAAUAUCUUAUUCCCACAGCCAUAGCUAGCAAUUGUAGAGGAAGUGACAAAACCUGCCGAUGGCACCUCUGCUCUUUGUCAAGUUUUAUCAACUUAAGAAUUUAACAUAAUCGAGUAAUCCCUACUUUUUUUUAAGGAAUUUAUCUUUAUGGAAUGCUCAGAAAUAUCUUUUGGUUAACAGAGCUGCUUUAAAGAGAUUUAAAAAGUAAAAAAUGCUAUGAAUAUUGCAUUCAGACAAAGAUAUUGUUUCCGAGACUAAGAGCAUAACAGACAGGAGUCUGCUUUGGAAAAACAGUCAAUUCAAGAGGAAGAUCCAAAGGCCUUGUAUGUUUGAGUCGCCAGCCUGACAGCCAGACCUUGGUGUGGCCUUUAAACCUGUCACAAAUAAUGUCACCUAGAUCAUUUGUGAUUUACCAUUAAUCAUUUGUGAUCUUGUUUGUUUACUUGUACACCCUGUUUAAGCACGGAGUAAAUAUUUAGUGAUUUACUGUACAUCCCCUUUUAAACAAUAUAUUUGUGAAAAUAUACAAUUCUCUUCACUAAUGUGUGGUAUUAAUAAAACUGGACACUUAUUUACAUCCUUACUAUAAUCAUUUACAUAGCUGCGACUACAUCGCAACUCACUCUUAUUGCCGCCUAUACACAAAUAGAACAGCGUCCAGUUUAAACAAAUAGUUACAUCACUCUGCUUAUUUAUUAGGUGACAACUGAAUAAUUGCUGACAGCUCUGGUUGAAUUUUUUUUCCUCCUCUCAAUGAGUUCCCUGAAAUAGAAAUAUUACAGUUUUCUUGGUAAUUAAGAAAUUCCCUUAGUAGAGCCUUUGCCAAAGCAUUUUUAGCUGGAUUGCUCUGACCUCUUACUAAACACACAACCCUUUGGACAGUGAUCCCAGCAGACCAUGCAGAGGAUAUUGCAUUGAGAGUUGACAUGAAACAGGUUUCCCAUGAGCAUUAAUCCGACUUAUCAAGGAAGAAAGUCUGCAGAAUUCUUUUGUAUCUAUCUUCUCCCACACCAUUGUCUCCCUUAAUGUAUUGGCACAUAAGUUCACAGGCAGGGCUCCUGUCCUGUUGUUCUUAGCCACCCAGCUAGAUUGGGAAUUCACUGGCUUGCUUAUAUUGCAUUGUAUUUGUCUUCCAUAUAUUCAAAGAGUACAGCCCAACAACCUAUGUUGGGGAUAGUGGAACUCCAUUAUACCGUAUUUGAUUUGAGAAACCAAAUUGAUAUUGAAUGCCUGAAGAUCUUAUUUUUGUAAAACUAGUCAACUAAAACUGUAAAACUAGGCAUUAUUGUAUGUAUUUUUUGGUAUGGCACCUCCUGCCCAGGUCACAAUAUACACAUGGACGUGUUUUAUAUUUCCCUGUGAUACGCCCCUCACAGACAUGCUUUAAUAGCACUUACUGGAGUGAAGGAAUGACGGAUGUUUCACUCCAGAGAAAUUACAGCUCACCUUUAAAUUAUGCUACACACUCACAGCCUUUAUAUUUACUGUACUGUAUCGCCAUACGACAGUAUAUCAUGACCUCUCUAUUCUGUUGUAUAGUUUAUAAUGAUUAGUUACUUUUUCAGUUUGAGGAUUCUUUUCUUUCCAGUUAAUUAAUGGCUUAUUUAAAGGGACUCUCCAGUGCCGCACUGCAGCUCCCCUCUCACCCCCCAUCCCAUCCCUUCAGUGACUUACCUGUAUCCAGCGCCGAUGUCCCUCAGCACUGGUUCAGGGUCCGCCCACGCUCCUUCCCCGCUGACGUCAUCCGGUGGGGGAGAUCUAUUGCGCAUGUGCUUCUGCCGGCAGUUGGAAACCUAUUGCGCAUGCGCGGCCGGCGACGGGAAAGACCUAAUGCUCACACGCAUUAGACCUCCCCAUAGGAAAGCAUUGGACGUCCAGCGACGCUAUAGCACACGAAAUGUGUGCUAUAAACCCGGAAGUGCCCUCUAGUGGCUGUCUAGUAGACAGCCACUAGAGGAAGAGUUAACCCUGCAGGGUAAAUAUUGCAGUUUUUGAAAACUGCAAUAUUUACACUUACAGGGUUAAGGGUAGUGGGAGUUGGCACCCAGACCACUCCAAUGGGCAUAAGUGGUCUGGGUGCCUGGAGUGUCCCUUUAAUAUUAACCCUUGUAGCUCUAGCAACCCUCUCCCUGCUAUUUUGUUGCAAUCCAACAAGAUUGAGAUUAGAGUCUGUUUGUUAGCUUUUUUCUCCAUUUUGUUUUCCUUAAUUUUCAGUCCAUUUCCUUCCACCCACAAAAUACCAAGGACAGUCUAGUGAAAAUAGGAGUAAUGGUCCCUCUGCCUUUUUUUUAUAAUCACACACCAACAGUCAUAAAAGCCAUGGAAUUUUCUAAUCGACAUCCUCCUUGGGGAAGAGAAUUGGAGAGAAAAUCUACAGAACAUCUGUAGCCUCAUGUCCAUCGCCAGCUGUUUGCACUCAGCAGCAAAGCAGCCAUAACAUUUUUUUAAAGUAAUAACUGCUGAUCAAGUUGGGAUUUAUGGCUGGUUUGCCCUGCAGGUAGAACUGUGGAAUAUUUUGACUUCAAGAAAAGACAAAAUAGAUCUGAGUGUAUCCACAUGCACCUCUCCUCCUCUCAUACCAAUCUGAGCACGUAGGAGACCACUGAGCACGCUGGUGGAACUGCAGGAUGGGGGUCAUUCAGCAAACAGAGCCUACAUGUCCAGAUACGUUCUUUCACUAGUGUCUGGUAAAACUAUCAGAAUCACAGAUAAAGGGAGGCUGAUGGAUGAAUGCUAGAGACGUUCCUUCACAUUUUUCACAGCCUGGUUAUUUUACUUUCCAGCACAUUAAUCAGAACGAGAACGAGUCCAAUCACCUUGCAGAAACUCUGUAAAGAUUUAUAGGUUUUAAAGCAAAUUCUGCUUCUAGAAAAUUAUUCCUGCCUGUCAAUUACAGUGGUGUCUGUGUGUGAAUAUUAUUUUCAGGUGAUCUAAAAAUCCAUGUAAAUGUGAAAUAUAUUAUUUCUAGCCAAUUAAGCCAUUCACAGUUGUACACCAACACCUGGCUGAUUCACAGAAGAUAUACACUGGGUAAAUAUUUACUAUGGCUGCCUGCAGUACAGCGAUGAGAGAGAACCAUUCAUUAUUUCUGCUGCAGAAUCAUUUGGUUUCCGCAAUAUAACAGAGUGGAAAGAAUGUAUCUACCAAAAAAUCUGCUGGGAAAAUGUAUAAAAAAAAAUCAAAAGGAAUUAAACUGAAGUUUGAAUGAAUGCAAUAGACCUUAUGCAUUAUUCUCAAAAAGAAGAAAUACAUAUAAACCCAUAUCAUUUAGGCUACAUACCCUAAUUUCCAAGUGACUAAUGAAGACAUAUGGUGAAACAUUGCCUGCUGUAGGUUAAAAGAACACUCCAAUCACCAUAACAACUACAGCACACCGCAAUGAUGAUGGUGCUCAGAAUGCUCUGAUGCCCUCCCAAAUUAAGUAGUCAAACAGUUUGUCAACUUACCUGGAGUCUGCUGGUCACCGGUCGCAGCCUCUUGUGGAUUUAGAAGCCCUUGCAAGGCUCUUCCAUUAGCUCCACUGAGCUAAGCCCUGCACAUCUGGGGUAGCUCAGUGUGGAGAGCAUCUGGCUGCACAGUAGGAGUUGAUCAGCAGUUGGCAGAACCCAGGUAAGUUAUCCAUGCACUAUAUUCCAGUGGGCUGGUAGUUUCCUACUUUACUUACUGUGAACUCCAGAUUAAAGCAGAAGCUAGUGCUUCUAAUAGAGAAGAACUGAUUUCAGAGUUUGGCUUUGAGAAGCAUUGUUGAUAUAUUGAAGGGAUUACCACACAUGUACCAUGUGUCCUAUUGCUUCUAUGUGCGAAACAUCUGAUUGGAUACAAGGUGAGUUUAAUAGUUUAUAAUCACUAUAAAUGCCUAAAAGGAACUCUAAGCAUCUAAACAACUUUAGCUUAAUGCAAAAUAAUACUGUAUAGAUCAUGCCCUUGUCAUUUCCCUGCCAUUUAGAUGCAAAAUCUCUUUGCUUAUAGACAGAACUGAAUGGUGAAUUGGAGCAGUGGAACAGCAGGUGCACGAUAUAUACACCAAUACUGCUUCAUUAAAGGGACACCCCACACAUCUAAAGCACUUGAGCUUUCUGAUGUUCUUUGUGUUAGUGUGUCCACUUAUCGUUUUUUAAAAAAGGACCUAUUUCAGUAGACCAUGACAUUUUUGUAAAUUAACCUUGUUACGCCCCCAUGGCAGUCAGACAGCUGGUCCUAUUCCUGGUAGUUGUGCUCAGUGGAGGCAGGCAAUUACUGAGAGCAUGUUCCUUGACCAAGAUUUCUCAUUGGGAGUCUGUGAUUGGACAGCUACAGGACGUCUGAUCUGUGUUGCAAAGGCUGCAGGUGUGCGGCUGUUUUCAGCUAUACCUACAAUGAAAAAAUGCAUGCAUGUUUUCAUUGGGCAUAUAUCUUGAAAUUUUUUAUUUUUUUUUAUUUUUUAAAUCAAAUACAAAACAUUUCCAUUGGAGUGUUCCUUUAGUUUUAGUGCUUACCCUUCAAUGACAUGACAACAGAAUAAAUGCCAGUGAUGGUUUGUGGAUGGCAGGGAAAUGGGUUGAAAUGUGAUACUAAUAAUAAAAGCUGACAUAUGGGCCGAUAAAUACAAGGAUAUAGGAGGUGAAAUAUUAUUAUAUUUCAGGUUUUCCCUGACCUGCUCUGUUUUACAGUCAUGGGAAUAGGAGUAGAACAUAUUGAAGUGUAAUGACCGGUUAUGUGUCUUAAUCAUACCUUUUGACUGAUUAGUAUGACACAAUGAUUUCAUAUUUUUUACAAUGUUGGCAUUAUAUCUAAUGAAACAUAUGUGUGGCUUCUGAGCCUCCUUGUUCACACACUGUAGACAUCAAUCUACAACUAUUGAUUUAAAACAGCAGUGGCUAACCAAGGUCACUUUAUCUGUUUUAUACUACAUUUCCCAUGAUACUUGGCAACUGAAAUACUUAAAAAAAAUUUAGCCAAAAAGAAGGAAUGCCUUAAAUACUCAAAAAAAACCAAAAACUUUGAUAAUGUACUACACACUGUCUUUUCUUACCUAGUUUUUUUGUUUUUCUUUUGCUUGAUGCCGUUUCAUAGUUAGGAUUUUUGUUUCUUUUUCAUUUGUAGGUGACACAAAGCUCCAGUCAGAGACAGGAAAUAUUACAGUAGGUAUGGAUGCUUUGUUCAUAAAAAUGUGGUAAAGCAAUUUGUUUUAUUACAAUAACAUGAUGGCACUGUGUAGACAAUAACAAGCUAACUGUACAUAGUGCUUCUCAAAUGGCUAACUGAUAAUUGUGUUCUGUUUUCACUUUCCACCUCUAUGUCAUGGGUAUAGUUACAUGAACUACAGAUAUUCUGUGCAUGCUCCCACAAUGCUUAGAGCACAGUCCCAGAAUGCUGUGCAUGCAGCAUUAUGGAAUUAUGACUACCUCUAGCAGCAUGUCUCUGAUGCCCUAGUCCUCCACUUAGCCUAUCCACUCUGACUUCCAUGCCCCUCAAGUAAGGAAUUAUGUUAGCUGAGGAAGACCAGGCUGUACAUAGAAGUUCAGCACUGAAAUUUAGCUUUUCUUUUUUGGGGGAGUUGACCAGUAGAGUAACAGUAAGUGUUACACUAACCAAAUGCAGUGUUUUCUUAAAACAUUAUUUUUUUUUUUAGUUGAAGUAACACUUUAAGGCCCAUUGCAUAUUUCUGGAAGGUAAACUUCCUAGACAUUUUUAACAUUGAGAUGCAAUAUAUUAUUAUUAACAGUUAACUGUGUAGAGAACUAAUUGAUCUACUAUCAUGCUCGAAUUAGUCAUCAGGCUAACCGGACAAAUGCUUGGUAGGCUACGAUGGCCAUAGCUCUCCUACAGCUAUUAUUGCCCAUCAUUGCACAGAGAUUUAUAUCUGAAUUGCUUUGACGUAUACAAUGAUUCUUUGCAGACUCCUCAGAUGGGUGUUUAACUGCUUUUACACAUCAAGGAGCCAUAGAUGUGUAUGUCAGCCAAGUCGGCAAGGUACAUCUUAAAUCAGACAAAGGUGAGAAAAUAAUCAUUUAAAAUGUUCAUUUGUUUUUCUGUAAUCUCUUUAAAAGCAGCUUCAUGAUACUGAUUGAAUGGGAAAAUAUAAAACACAAGGAUUCACCUUAUAAAUAAAUUGUAAACAUUUGUAAAGAGAGGAAUGUUGUUUAGUAAUGGCUGAUCAAUAUGGAAAUGUUAUACAAAACCAUAGUGGAAUAUGACGAAGAAAAUUGAGCAUAUUCAUUCAUAUCAACCUUUCCCUCUGCCUCCCCCAGUACAUGCAAUGUGUAUGUAUAUUGUGAGUGAUAGGUGCCCCCGUCUUGGGAAACUUACCGUCUCUACCUUUUUCCCUCAUGGUUAGGAGUUGUAUGAUGAUAGUAACAGAGCCACUGGCUCUUCAAUUUCUUUUUAAUUAUUUUUCUUUUCAUUGAUGGCAGUGGAGAGAAUACAAAGAUAAUUUAUCUCUUAAUGUAAAUGGCCUUUCCAUUACUAGUUUUCAAAGUAGAUAAAAAGUGUUUUUCUGUAACAGUUUCCCCUUAAGAUACAUAUCUUCACAGCACUGAUGUAUGGAAAUAGCCUGCACAUGUGUUCUCUGAGUGUGUCCGUGUGUGACUCUCAUUGUAUAUGUUAAAUGUAUAGGCUCUCUUGGCCGUGCAAGGUGAUAUUUCUGUUUUCUUUUGAUUAGGCAAUAUUACAUUGAAAAUCCCAGAAAACCUUCAAACAUAUGUCCAGUUAUCUGGGGCAAAAGUUGAUGUGAGCCCCGAUGUCCAAUUACAGGAACUCCAGAAUACUUCCAGAGAGGGCCAGACAGUUGUAAAAGGUAUGUUAUGGGGUACAUAUUUUAGUCUUUAUGAAGGCAGCUGCAGUCUGAUUCUAGUAUGGGUAUGCUUAAUCCAUUUCAUACUUUUGUAUACGGCCUUUUUUUUCCAUCUGGAUUUCCGAGGAGCAGCACUGUGCAGCUGCCCAGAGUCCAGGAUCCCAGGACAGAUUUACAGUUCUGUUGAGUUUCUAAUGAAUUUUAAAACAUUACAAAACGGCGUUGCAAGAAUAGCACACACCUGCUGCUUCACUGGAAGAGACAGGACCCAUGAGUACAAAAGCAACAUGAAAAGAUUAAUCUAAUUAUUGACAGCUCGAGCCUACAAAGUCUUUCACUCAGAAUAGAGAAAUCAGAUACAGUAGCACAACUACCUGCUUCCACAACAGAUAUUCUUGUUAAGGGGUCUGUUCACUAAACAAAUUAAGGCUAAAAUAUUUGAAUUUAACCUUCAUUGGAGAUUAUUUUCCAGCACUGUUAUUUUGACUUUCAUGAUAAAGAUAGAAUUUUCAGGACGUCGGUGAUAUUAACCUUUUAGGCUAAAAUGCCUGAAUCAGAAAUAUUCUUUAUGUAUAUUUUCAGUUCAGCUAUUCAACAAAAAACAAAAGCACGUGCAUAUGUGGUCAAACACUCUAUAAAAAUAUCCAGAUUCUGAAACUGUAAAAUAAAUUAUGUAACACACACAGAGAACUACGCACAAUGUAGAGACACAGCAACAGAAUGAGUAAGACUGAGGCGGCCCAGGUGGUCAGCUCUGCUUUUAUGGAGAGCAUAAAAGUCGCAAGAGAGUGCUGAGAAUGGGCAACAACUCAAUUAACCUGCCCUUUGGUGGGUCCCCGCUCAGUUCUCAAGCUGGUUUUAGCUAAUAUUGUGCCAUUAAAAAGAACCAGGCCAUUUGCAUCUCAAACUGAUUUCACCAAAAAGGGCAGAACAGGCCCAAAAUACAGACCGUGUCUCUCUGCAUGUGAGAUACAGCAGCCCCAGACGAUAGUUUCAACCUUGUUAGGCAUCAUCAGUGAGGUAUAGCCAAUAUCCCUCUAGGCACCGUGCCCUUUUGGGUAGAAUGGCCCGGUUCUUUUUGUAAUGGCACAAGAUGAGCUUAAACCAGCUUGAGAUCAGAGCGGGGACCCACUGAAGGGCAAGCUAAUUGAGCGGUCAUCCAUUCUCAGCACUCUCUUGCGACUUGUUUCUACCUCUGCUUUUAUUGCUUAAAUGUCUAGAACAGGGGUAGGCAACCUGCGGCACUAGUGCCAUGCACGGCACUCGAGGUGUCUUUGCACGGCACUCAAGGCUGCUAGAGCCAAACGCACUCUGGCCUAUCAGGAGUUCCAGUAAAACUUCAGAUAUCUGCUAAUACGAAGAGGUGGUGAAGGACAAUCCUCAAUUUAUGCAUUACAGCACAUAGAGGAAGUGAUCUCAGAUCACUUCCUCCCAGCACUUGUGAAUGGGAAUUCACACUAUAGUAAAGCAGCCCUCGACAGCUAUCACAGCUCCUAGUCCCCACUGGAACCCACCCACACUGCUAGAUAGACAAAGAAAUGCAGAAUAACCCUCCCCUCAUACAAAUAAUAUGAACAGCCCACACACACACAAUCCCCACAAACGCAACACCACUAACAAUCUUCAUACAUUCACACAACUCCACAUGCAGCCUCUCACAUGCAAUACCCCAAACAGCCCCCACACACUACCAAACACACAAUGUGACAUAUCCAUCCACACACACAAUUCCACAAGCAGCCCCCAUACACACCACACAUUCAUAUGUAUCAUACACGAUACCAUAAACUACUAUUGAACAUAUACAAUAUAAUAGCUCAUAUACACACAAAUACAACGAUACAAAGCAAUUACAGUAAAAAUAACACAAGCAGAACACGGCAGCAUACACACCUCAAUUAUGAAAAAUAGGAUCAGCACGCUAAGGGACAUCACAAUCCUUUAUCGGCACAGUGCUGCUAAAAGGUUGCCUACCCUUGGUCUAGAAGAUAAAUGAAAAUCCAAUGUAUGGCACUUUUGUCUUAUUGUAUCAAAGUAAAAGAAAUUUUAUAUAUUUUUACAUCUUACAAGAAUUUACAUCUUUUUUUUUUAAAUUUAGUUUAAACUGAAGUAUCCAUUUAACUUAGAGCAGGUUUGUCAUCCGCCAGACAUACACACUUUUUGAAUGCAAAGGUUGGUCAAUGUAUUUUAUGGGAGUUGUAGUCCUACAAUAUCUGGGGGAGCAGAGUUUUACAAUUUAGGCUUAGAGCUCUCUCCAACCAGUGCUAUUCAGAAGAAAGGGAUACAUUGUGUGCAACACAAGGAAUCAAGUAUCUCUAGCUUUGAUUGCUCUGUUUUACUCUUAGAGAGGUGGAGUAUUGGUUCAUUGUUUUACAUUUCCAAUCAUUCUUUUCAGGGACUUUGAAUUUGGUAAAUGAAAGAGAAAGGUGUAUUGAAGCAGAAGCUAACAGUGGCACAAUUUACAUAAAACACCAAAACUGGCUUCAGUCGUUAAAACUGCACUCUACCUGACCAUCCAACUUCUUCAAGACUGUGUACCAGUAACUCUGACAUCUGUUUUGACCUCUACAAUUGGGUAUUAAGAAGAAAAUUAUUUUCUUGUUGGGUGCAGUCUGUUUCUGCUUUGUCUCAUGAAAAAUAAAAACACAUUCUUCAACAGGAAAGACUAACUCGAUCAGUAGAGGCUGUACAUUUUUCUGUAGCCACUGCUUUAAGGGUAUAGAAGAAAAUGAAGAACGUUCCUCAUCUGUCUGGCAAAGAACAAACUCACAAUUCUGGACUUGUCUCCUCUAUUUAAAGUGAGUUAGGGUAAACAGACAUUUUACCUCUAUCUUUAGACUUUAAUGGGUGAAAAUGGUUCUUAUUAGGUAUGAUUACUUUUCCAGUUUAUUGCCUGGAGUGUGCAUAUGUAGAGAGCAUUGCUUCAUCAUACAGGGAAAUCAUGUCACUAACUAUUUGGCAUAACAAAGUUGCCUAAUGAACUGUGCCUUCUGCCUGCAACUACAUAGCAAUGUGUUAUGCCACUAUGUAGAUUUAAAUUUGUUAGUUUAGAUCCAAACACUUAUAUUCAGGGAUUCAAUAAUGUUAACAUUUAUAAAUCGUAUUUUAAUCAACUAUUAAAAAGCCAUGCUCCCAGAGAACUAGUGAGAGCACCUUAUAGAUGUUUUGUCUGAAUACUGUAUGGUUUUUCCACGGUGUAGGUCGCAGGAUUAGAGCUGUAAUUAGGUGUGUGCCUUUCACGGUCCAUAUAGUUCAGAAAUGGCUAACCUUGACACGAGAUGCUGGUGAACUACAAUACCCACAAUGUUGUGCUAGUCCAUGUAGUUCAAACAGCUGGAAUGCCAGCUGGCCAUUACUGAUGGAGGUUUUUUCCCUUUAUUCUGCAUGACUAAUUCACAUUUCUUCUGACUGUUGUGUUCAACGGUUUUCCUAUAUGUUAUUGUUGCUUGUUUUAUAAGUCUUUUUCUAAGUAUGGCUAAACAUUUCUUCACCAUUUUUAAUGUGCCUACUGUGAUCUUAACCACUACUAAUAUAUGUCUUGUGUACCAAGAAAUUAAGCUGUCUGGUCAACAUAAGGCUGCAAAUCAACAGUGCGGCUUGCAAUAAAAUGUAGAACAAAGCAACGUGUGGUUUAUUUUCACUUUCUGGGUAUGUUUUGCAGUUAGUAAUACACAUGGUAAUUAAUAAG
This is a messenger RNA of Pelobates cultripes (western spadefoot toad), 52553 nucleotides long. NCBI's taxonomy places the organism in Eukaryota, Metazoa, Chordata, Amphibia, Anura, Pelobatidae. The record is from the annotation of a GenBank genome assembly.